GAAAGGUCAGGCCGGAAGUUGGACAAUGUUUUCAAACAGACGAUGCCAGAAGUGGGUGUCCAAGUUAGUGUGUGCUGUGGAGUUUAGUAUCAUUAAAAUGCCGUGUUUCAGGUUUUCUGCUUUACAUAGUUUGCUGUCAGUGUGUUUGGUGCACCGACGACAUAAUGGCAAAAACUAAAUGUCGGUUUUUGCGGUUUAUUAGCCGAACAAUUCUGUUAGAGCCAGGUAGCUAAUGGUUAGCUCAGCAUGCAGCAUGGAUAUUUGAGUCACUCCAACAGGUGUUUACCACAGGGGGUACAGUCUAUUCAUUACGGGCUAUAUUAGCUUACAUUAGCUCAUAUUUGUGUGCGACAGUUCUCGGUGAACGACGGUUCUUCCCAAAGUAAGUCUUUUGUGUGUCAUGUUUCUCGGCUGCUUUCUGAGGAGCCCGAUCAGAUCCAUUCGUGUCAGCGUAUUUUGUUUGCAAAGUGUCUUUAUAGUCAAUGAAAACCUGAGACGGAGGUUGAAUUACAAAUGUACCAGUGUAUGUAAAAACUUCAGCGCGCUUCAACCACCUGCACACCUGUUUCGACUCAAGGUAAUGUCAGGAAGUCUCCAAACAUGACUUUGUCUGCAAAUCAGCUUACUCAAAGUACAUUUUAAGUGAUCGCUCUUAUCUGAAUGUGAGACUUUUCACUGUUUUUUUUUUCAGACACAGCGAACAAUGAGUGACAUACAGGCAGCAAAUAUCUCCUAUGGAAAAGAGGGCACUGCUGUAGCUCCAGGUGAUGAUGAUGAAGAGGAUGAGGGUGAAACUGCAGCGAUGGCUGCACAGGUGUAUGAGACAAAGGAUGAAGAGUUCAAGAAGGCCAUACUGGUGGCAGGCCAGGUGGAUACCAUCGGCAUGGCUCUCCUACAAGAUAAAACUGACACAGGUGCCUGCACAGUGUUGAGUAAGUACAACUGGCUUAAAGGGAUAUUCCGGCAUAAAAUUAAGUUAGGGUCAAACACAUCGUAACACUAAGUUAGACACCCCAUCAAGAGAUUAAUGUUGUCGACCACUUGCUUGUCUACUUAUACCAACUUUAGUAACGACCGCACGAUAGCAAUACACAGUAGUCUGAGGAGCCAUAAACAAACCUCAACUAAAAAGCCACUCUAUAGCCACAAAUAAUGCUCAGAACAGCACCUAACUUCAUCAACAGUACAUAUAGGGUCCUAGCCAUAGUACUAGCCCCCAAACAUCUUUUUAAUUUUGCCUGAUUUCUUCAGCAAAGAGACUAAACACAACUCACCUACUCUCUUCCAGCAGCCGCUUGUUUGUAGCAAGACCUUGGGCCAGUCCAUCGCCAACUGCUGCGGGGUGACACAGCUCAAGGAAGAACAUUUAUGAUCAUUUCUUUAUCAUGAAGUAAUAAUCACCAUAUUAAUUAUUUUGCACUGCAGACGCAAUAGUUCUUCUGCUUUAGCAUCUCGGUCUGAUUGCAUUUCUAUAAAGAAAAGAUCAUAAAUGUUCUUCCUUGAGCUGCUUCAGCCCGCUGCAGUCGAUGGACUCGCCUGAGGUUUUGCUACAAACAAGCGUCUGCUGGAAGAGAGAGGGUGAGUUGUGUUUAGUCUCUUUGCUAAAGAAAUCAGGCAAAGCUAAAUAGAUGUUUGGUGGCUAGUACUAUGGCUAGGACACUAUUUGUACUGUUGAUGAAGUUAGGUGCUGUUCUGAGCAUUAUUUGUGGCUAUAGAGUGGCGUUUUGGUUGAGGUUUGUUUAUGGCUCAUUAGACCGCUGUGUAUCGCUAUCCUGCGGUCAUUACUAAAGUUGGUAAAACUAGAGAAGCAAGCGGUCGGCAACAUUCAUCUCUCCCUGGGGUGUCUAACUCGGUGUUAAAGUGUGUUUGACCCUAACUUAAAUUUGUGCCGGAAAAUCCAUUCUAAAGUACAUUUUUGUACUAGUCUUCCUCAUGAACAGUGACGCUGAAAGACUUAUCUUGAUCUCAGGAUUAUGGCAUCACAAGCUGUGACAACAAAGUUUUACUCAGUUCAAUUUUUGCAUCCACAUUUACACAAAGGAGUGUGUUUUAAUGUCUAAUUCGAUGUAUUUUUUCUUAGCUGCUCCAGCAGGAUCAAAUGAGAUGACAAAGAAGAAAACAAGGAGAGAGAGGAGGACUUGGAAGAAAAAAAAGCUCAAGUCAGCUGACUCUACGAACGAUUUAAUGUCAGAGCUUCCAUUUUGUCUGACCAGUCCUACCACAUGGAAAGAGCUUGGCUGUGUGUGCAUUCUUAAUAUUAUCAUUUAAAAUCCUUAAAGGUACAGUGUUUAGAAAUGGUAAUUUUAGCAGUAAGACUUCUGUAUGAAACUACAGUAAUGUUUUCAAGGUAUGCCUCUCUACUCGGCAUGAAGGCGAACUCUUUUUUUUUUCUCCUGACAUAAAUUAUCCUUUUAUCUUUCAGUCUCUGGUUCAGACUCAAAUGAAACGAAGAGAAAGAGGAAGAGAGGAGACAAUGAAGGGCGAGUGGACAGUGAAGAGGAUGCAGAGAAGAAGAAGAAAAAAAAGGAGAGUCAGCGACCAAACUACUUCAUCUCAAUACCCAUCACUAACACACAGGUAAGGAGUUGCAGUACUUCUCAUCCACUCAGGUCUUUUUCUGGAGUCUGAUAAAUCUAAUAACCUAAAGUCUUUCAGUCGUAAAUGAGUGCUUUACAAUACAUUUCUGCUGUAUUGAGGUUCUUUUCUAGCUCAACUUUUCACUCCAGGGAAUUCUUUUUAAGGAACUAAAUGGUUCCUGUGUCCCACUGUGAUUGAGGUCUUCAGUCCAGAGUAAAUAAUAAUAAGUAAUAAUUUAAAGUUUUACCAGCCAUGGUUUGUGAAGUUCAGUCAAUAAUGGAAUAAAAAAAAAAAAAAAAAAAAUCUUAACCUGAUGAGCGAUGAUGCUGAUAUGUCAAAGCUUAUUGAUCAAAAAUGCUACUUUGCUACAUGUAACCUCUAUUUCUUCAAAUUAAGGCUGAAUCCUGAAAAAAAAGUGUAAUCAUGAUGAGUCAGCAGUCUUUUUUUUUUACUGUAAAUAUUUUUUUUUCGUUGGCAGAUCAGUUCUGCUGUGAUGGAGGUCCAGGAGGCUGUGCUUCAGCAAGAGUCUCGACUUGCCAAGGCCAUGAUCCCCAUCCCAACAUUACACAUCACGCUCUUAGUCACACAUCUCGCCAAUCAGGAGCAAGUGGACCUGUGAGUGAAUACAUAUGCCUUUUUAAAUCAUGGGCUUUGACCCAUUCAUGCUGAAAAAUGACAUUAUUUAAAAGCCAAACAGCCCGUUAAGCAGUGAAAGCCAAGCUGCCAUAGAACAGAACAGAUUCAGAUCCAGUUUAUGACAUGAAAGGCAUUCUAAUACAUUUACCUCUGUAUUGAUAAAAUUGACAGCAAAAGACCCUCAAUAUUAUAAAGCAGUGGUUCUCAAGUCCAGUCCUCGAGGCCCACUGUCCUGCAUGUUUUGAAUGUUUCCCUGCUCCAACACACCUGAUUCAAAUGAUCAGCUCGUUAUUAAGCCAUUACAGAGCUUGAUAACGAGCUGAUCAUUUGAAUCAGGUGUGUUGGAGCAGGGAAACAUCCAAAACAUGCAAGAAAGUGGACCUCGAGGACUGGACUUGAGAACCACUGGUAUAAAGCAAUAUUGAAGAAGCCUGUCACUGCAGGAGCUCCCCAGCGCUGUGACGUUUACACAACUUCACAACUUCUUUGGAAUUGUUUUUUUUUAAUUUAAUUUAAGAAAAACUUAAUUCUACUUUGCUUUUUAAAAAUGAUGUGAUUCAAAGACUUGAGUUUUAUCCGAAGAUUCUACCAAACGACCCGUGAUUUCAGCGGUAGUGCAGAUCAGCAAUGUGUUAGCCAUGUUAUGUGAUAAUGCGGAUGCUUAAUCUACAUCAUGCAGAAGAAGAUUGUGUCAUUAGUAAUCACUUGAUUCUGUUGUUACAUAACAUUAGAGGGAGGAAGGGAGAGGAUUAUGUUUUACAGUGCUGUGCGUGUGUGUGUGUGUGUGUGUUGGUGUAAACUCAUGUACAUUUCCUAUUAGGGCGGCAUCCGUGCUGUCUCAGGCAGAGCCAUCAUUGGCUAAGCUGCUGGGUGGGCGUGAUCUGGUGCUGCCCUUCUCAGGGAUCGGUCAUUUCAGGAAGGAGGUGGUUUUCGUUGGUCUGGCCCCCGGACAGCACAGACACACUCUGGACAGUGUGGCAGGUCAGUGAUGGGGCUUUUCUAAUAUCUUUGUCCCUUCUUCUUCUGUUCCCAAUUCACAUUUUUGUCUGUUUUAGUCAUGUUCAGCUCAGUUUUGCUCAUUUUGUAGUGUUUCUCAUGUUGUAUGGUAUUCAUUUCAUUGGAGGAUGUGAAUAUGAUCAGCUGUGUCUCUGGAGGGAUGUCUAAACCAGGGGUCCUCUGGUUUCAGCAUAUUGGAGGAUUUUUCUUUUUCUUUGGUACAUUUCAUUCAGAGGAUGACAGUAGGGAUUUUCCGAGAGGUCACAGAUUUAACAUCUUGAGGAGACAGGAGGUUUAUUGUACUUGGUUGUUAACUGGAAAGAUCGUCAGUCUAAUUAGAUUAGAUAAGAUUAGAUUAGACACAAUUAAAAUUCCAGCAGUAUAUUUACAGAAGAGACAAACAGAAUAAUCAAAUAUACAGUAUUCAAAGUUUGACUUGGUUAGAGUUUUGUCCUGGACUGAACUGGGAAGCAGAUUCAGCUACAUAAUUUUUGAAGCUCCUCGCAGGAUUUUUGACGGGUCAUUCAGCAGACUAAAUUUGACAGACGCCUCUCUUGACAUCAGCCAGAAGACUGCCUGUUUUGCUUAUUGCAGUUUUACAUGUUACUGCUGUGGGAUAUGAGUCAAAGAAGGGGAUUUACCUCUGACUUUUCUAACCAAAAGAUCAGCAGGAAUUGUAAGAUUCUGUGUUGUCCAUUAUAGCAGCACCGAAUUAACAGUUAUGACAAACUUUUAAUACUUUUUUUCGUUUUUGGAAAUGUAGACUGCAUUUGACAGCAUAAAAUGCAGAAAGAGGUCAUUUAUUUUGUUUUACCCAGAAAGUGUUGUAUAAAGAAUUAAUCCACUGCUGUAUUCAUAGGAAGGUGAACUUGGUGUUUUUUCCCGACAGCUUUACUUCCAGAGGUCGCUCUUUGAGAAAACAGUGGUGUACCGUCGAGUAAAUAAACAUGAAAGAGUGCUUGUUUGAUUACAGCAACAAGUGACAAGUGGAGAUCAGUGCUGCCCAAAUAAUGGCAAAAAUCAAUAACAGUUGUUUUGAUUGUUAUUGAGGUUACGAUUAAACACAGUCGCUUAUUGAUUUGACAUCAGCAUCUCACGCAUUUAUUGAACCAAAAGAGUCUUUUAAAACUUACAAAAAACAGAAGUAAUCGUUCUUCCAGUGAAGUUUACUACCCCGAAGAGCUUUGACCGAAUAUAGAUGAUAAUAGAUUGAACACGACAAGACUUCUACUUGUAGUGGAUUAUUUUUACCUGACUUUACCACCAUUCUAUCACAGGCUGCAGACCUAACCUAUUAUUCAGCAUUUUCAAGCUUCAUCUGUAUAAGUUUAAGACUUUUAAUGCUCGGUAACAUUUGUAUCGCCACAGCCAUUCUUGUCAAACUUCCUCUGUCCCUCACCUUUUUAAUUCCACACCUGCCUUCUUCUUCCCCUCUCCCUGCUUUUCUUUUUCCACCCAUAGCUGUAUGAUAGUUUAUACUGCUGUAACACAACAUGGUGGAAAUACAGCAGUCCCCAAUAACACAUUUUUAUUACAUCUGCUGCUUCUUUGGGCUGCAAAGACGUCUGAACUCUCGAUGACGAAGUUUUAGGAAGAGACAAAGCGCAUGCAUCGCAAGACAAAAUCAGCGCAACAUGACUUGUUUAUUUUUGAGUAUUAAAUUAUUAUUUUAACUGAAAUUGGUUUAAUUGCUAAGCCCUAUGUGAAAUGGCUGGUGCAAGUUCAGGGUCCAUGCCCCACAGCUGUCGAUGUUACCGUGGGUUGAUCGCAGCAGGAGCUAGCAGGGUUGCUCUGUUUUUCGUAGUUAUUUUUAAUGUCUUGUUUUCUUGUUUUCUGGAACCUUAAUAUUAUAUCUAGGCUAGAGAAGAUAACAAAUGUCUUUGUGGGUGCUAAGACAAAAAUGUGAUUUGAAAAUCAGAUUAGCAAUUCAGCGAUUUGUACAGCUACAUGUCAAACAUGCUGGUUUCAAGCUUCUCAAAUGUAAGAAUUGUUGGCUCCGGGACCAUUAACUAGGAAAAAGACGCUGUCUAAAACAUUUCCUCUGGUGUCUAUGAAUAGUAAUGUCCAUUUUCCCACAUUUGUGUACAUGUUUUGUACUGAACAAUCAGAUUUAAAAAUACAAUCACCCAAAAAAAAAAAGUGCAAUUAAUCGUAGAAUCCUAUAAACAAGUGUUUUUGCUUGUGCUGUGACGUCUUUAUCUUCCCUCAUUUUUCCAAUUUGAUCUGUAGACACAUGUUAGGGGUUUUACGCAGAAGCAUUUGCGUGUAUGUCAUUUCGGGUUCGCCUUUGGCAGCGACAUUAAGCCAACAUUUCUAAGAGGAUUCUCACUACAUUACUUCUAUGGCACCAUCACACACUCACACAGACACACACAAAACACACACAAACACACUCAGGCGCAUCAAUAUGAAGUAAAUGAGCUCAUAUUUGUCCAAUACUGUCCAUUUCCUCUCUAAAAUAUGCUGUGAUUCCAGAGUGGACACACACUGUGCUCACCAACACAACAGGAAAUUAAAGGCUCUUUUUUUUUAAUCAUCACAUCCAGCUGUGUUAGAAUACUGAUGUUCAUAAUCACAUUUUUGGACAUUAAAUCGCUCAAACAUACAAUAUUUUAACAGAUUUUCCCCUGAGCAGCUCAUCCUGUACAUCAACUGCUUAUUUCCAAUCAAAUAUUACAUUUGGUAUUUUACUUACCUUUCUUAAAGUAUUGGAAAAGCCCAAAUAAAGAUAGAGCAGGAUGUUAAACCCUGCUGUCUACUCCCUCCAACACUGUCAUUGAUUAUGUACUAACCUUUCCCUCCCUGGAGAGCUCCUCUUCUAAAAAUACCAUCAGUUUCCCUCUAAACCUCAUUGGUUGAUUGGGUGUCCGUGCCUGUGUGUGUGUGUGUGUGUCUGUCCGUGUUAGCUAUCAGUGUGACCUUGUUUAUCUGUCCUCGUCAAACUCUGCAGGAGUACAAAAACAUUUUCUUAUCAGUCUUCUGGACAUCCUCCACUGUCUGCAUCUACUCUGUCUCCAUUAGAGAGGGUUUUUUUUUUGAGUGUUCAUUUUGUAGAAGCUCUGCAGCUUUUAAACCACAUUACAGAGGUGACUUCUGUUCCAUGUCUCAUUUUUGAAAAACCUCGGUGCGUUGCAGAGCUGCUGCGGAGCCGGUUUGUGGAGCAGGGUCUCCUGCACGGUGAUGGUCGCGGGUUUGAACCCCAUCUUACCAUUAUGAAGCUGUCCAGAGCAUCGAAACUACGAUCACAGGUGGUGUACACACACACACACACACACACACACACACACGCUUUACCACAACCAAACCCUGAUAUACACAUUUUGCUCGAUCAAAUAAGUAAAAUUGAAAAAUGUAUAAGUUGCUUACGCCAAACAAAUUGAGUGAUUGAAGUUGGUCCAAGGCAAAUGAAGUGUUUCUCUCCCUCUAAGCACGAGUGAUCUUUGUUUUUCGUGUUGUGCUCACACAAAUGUGCAAGUUAAUUUCUCAAAUAACAAAAUACCCACAAUUUCUAUAGUUGUACAUUAUUUUAAAGUAAAGUAAAGGACCUGCUUUGUACUCCUCCCUCCAGGGAUGCUUUCAAAUUCAUCGAGUCCCAGUGAGCUUGUAACUUUUUGUAACCCAUGACUUGACUGCGUUGCUUCACUGGCAGCAGCUCUCUUUGUAUUUCUCUCGUUCUCCUUUCAGUGGCUGUAGAAUGUAUCAGAUGUUAUUAAAAGGACUGUUGCAGUAGUCUGAAAGAAAUUUGAAUUUAAAUAAUUCAUAAUCGUUUUAUAAAGAUGAAUUAAGCAGAGAAAUUUUCCAAGCACAAGAGGAAGAGAGAAAAAUGACAGUGACUGAGGGAUGGUUCGGAAAUGGAUUAAGAUAUUUAUAAGAGGUCAUGGUUGGGGGGUGGGGUGGGUGGGAGGUGAGCAGGGUUCAGGAGAAAAGAAACAGGAAGAUUUAUUUUGUCAGCCUUUCCUUCCUGGCGUCCGUGUGUCAGCGUUUUUGUAUUACUUCAGUCUGGUUGCGUUUGUGUUAAGACUAAGGUCCUGAAUUGUGUGGCUACAUCUGCAAAUGAGCCAGAACAUCAUGAUUCACGUUGCUCACGCAGAGGGUUAAAUACUUCACAAGCUGCACAGCACUCAAACCAUUCUGCGUUCAAGACUAUUCUACUCGUGGAAGACCUAGAAAUAAUCCAUACAGAUCUGUAAAUAAAGUCUGUGAAUUUGAUUGUUUGAUAGUCUGUUUAUGACUUUGAUUUCAGUCAGAGGCUUCUGUGGCUCAACCUGUACACAAAUAGGCUGUACCAUUAUAUAUGAUGGAGUGUUUAAUGUAUUAACUCACUUUAUUAAUUAAUUACCUUAUUUACUCCAGGAAGUUAGCUGUGUAUAAACUGUUCAUAAAUAAAGUAAAAAACUGGUAAGUCCUUUCUCUGUCUUACCAGAGUAGUAUAUGGAGUAUAUGAAUAGACGUGGGAGCUGUCAGGAUAAAAGAGCACAGCGUAACUCUGUGCAGUAGAGAGCGAAGGUGUCAGAACAGAGCUUUAGCAUGUUGGUGGGGCAAUUGAUGUGCAAAUCCUGGAUCCAGUCUAAGUGAAUCACCCUGUGAGUAUACUACAAUGUUUAAUAAAGACGGUAUUAAGUGUAAUUACCUUUUCCUGUGUGCCUUUCAGGGAAUAAAGCGUGUGGAUCCAGCUCUCUACUCCAACUACACAAACAAGUAAGUUCUUCAUCUUUUUUUUUGUUGGAGUGGCUCAUUUCCUGGUUAAACAGGAAAUUAAUUUCCAACUUAAUUUAGGGUCGAACACACCAUAAUGGCUAGUUAAACACCCCCCCAUUAAUGUUCUUCCUUGAGCUGCGUCACCCCGCUGUAGUCCGUAAUGGAUUGGCCCAAGCCUCCCUACAAACAAGCGGCUGCUGGAAGAGAGUCUUCUUGAAAAAGAGACUAAAGAAAAUGAGACAACGCUAAAUAGAUCUUUGAUGGCUAGUGUUAUGGCUAGGACCCUAUAUGUACUGUUGAUGAAGUUAGGUGCUGUUCUGAGCAUUAUUUGUGUCUAUAGAGUGGCGUUUUGGUCGUGGUUUGUGUAUGACUCAUCAGCCCACUGUGUAUUGCUAUCCUGUGGUUCUUACUAAAGUUGGUAUCACUAGAGAAGCAAGCGGUCAGCAACAUCCAUCUCUCACAGGGGUGUCUAGCUUUGUGUUAUGGUGUGUUUGACCCUCAAUUAUUUUUACGCCAGAAUAUCCCUUUAAGGUAUAAAAAAAGUUUAAAAUAUGUGGCUGGACGAUGUCAGUGGGUUUGCUGAGGGACUAACGAUAACAGGGCAAGUACUAAAAGUUGUGCAUCAGUUGUUUGUGCUUAUCCAAGAGCAGCAAGAGCAAUCUACCCAGAUAAAAAAACAAACAAAUGAAAAUCUGACAUACUCUUUCUGUGUAGUAACCCAGACCAUAUACACUCAUAUGUGGAAAAGCUAUUUGAAAUGUUAGGGAGUCAAGCCUCGAAUGGCUCAAAACUGAUUUACCCCUUAUUAACAUGAGGAAAUCAACUGCUGUUAUUGUUUUCUACUCCCUGACAGUUUUUAUUUCUCACCAGUGUAUAAAAAUAGUUGGAAAUAUUUCUUUUCUUUGCACAUUUGACUGACACCUUGACUGUUUUGCUGGAGGCGUCAACACUCUCUCCUCCACUGACUCAACCCUCUCUCGCUGUCACUUUUGGUUGUCCCACUGCAGGUUUUUUGGAGACCAGACUGUUGAGCGGGUGGAUCUUUGUUCCAUGUUGAAAAAGAAGCAACAAGACGGGUACUACCACACUGAGACUUCACUACAACUCGGUAAGUGUCUAAUAGAGCCUUGUUGCGUUUGUAUUCAAUGUCUCUCCUGCUAUCAUGCGCUCUGUUGAGCCACCAGAGGGUGCUGUCUGAUUACAGCUUGAUUCCAGUGUCCCUGGCAGUGAGACACAAGGAGCUUCCAGUGGCAUUUUUUGGGAUAAUGAGUUGCUGUUGCUGUGGCACCUUUCUUUUUUUCUAUGUCAGCAAAUAAUGUCUCUGGGAAUCACUUGUGGCCCUAUGAUACGAUGUUAUCACGAUACUUGGGCCACGAUAUGAUAUUAUUGUAUAUGUAUCUUUGUUGCACUGACUUUCUCCUGCUCUCUGAGGUCACUGCCAACCUCACUGGACGAACAGUUGAUUUUAUUUUUCCAUUAUCAUAGAUUUGACUUUAUUUUUGCAAUUAAUUUGAAAAAAAUAGAUAUUUGGUAAAUGAGACGAUACAAUAUAUCAUGAGACAAAAUAUCGCGAUAUUAUGCUGUAUCGAUUUAUUCUCCCACCCCUACUGUUUUGAGUAAAAAAUGUAAAGGUUGUGUUGGAUGGGGUUUUUUUAGAUGGUAAAAAUUUGUACACCCAGUUUGCAAAGCCUAAGCAGUACAUUUAUAGAUACUCAGCAAAACCCUGAAGAGAGGAAAAACGGUCCAGUGAAACACCCUUUGAAUCCUCGAGAGCUGAUUUCCAUUUUCAACAUUACUGCCAAGUUUAGACAUUACCGCCCUGCCAGUUCUUUCACAAACUGGCAGUGUUGUUGAAUGAAUGGAUGGCGAUGAUGAUGGUGCUUUUGGGCCUGAGUGGUCACAUUUGUGGAUUAAAGACACACUCAUCAUGUCUUGGUCUACAGUUAGUUACUGAAAGCAAAGUUGAACUCACCUCUAAAAACGUGGCACGAACCAUCCAGCGUAUCACAGGAUUUGCUUAGCAGAUUGUUAUACUUUGACAUCUAUGCUGCCGAGGCUUGUUCGAGCAGUUGAGCUUACUCUGUAGAUUCACAUAGACUCCAGAUGGCACUGUUUACCACUCUGGGACUUGGUUUUAGGCCAGACAGGCAACAUCAAUGAGCUCUGUGUGUCUGUUAAGUACUGGUGGUUACAUUCUGGUUAUGGGAGUGAGAACAAAAUUGUGCAUGUAAUAGUUUAUGCUGCAGACUGAAACAUGUACAAAGAUUCUAAUAUUGAGCAGCCACUCUUUGUGAUGUAUAAUAUCACCCAGAGGAGAUGCAGCCAUGUGACUGUGGUAAACCAGGGUUGCAAAUGUAUUUUUACCCUCAUUGCAAAUGUCUGACAGGAUUGUAAAAAUUAUUGCCCUUAAUAUCGUUUAUGCAACCACACAGUCUCGCGAUGAAUCAAAGAGACACAGAGGGGCAAAAAUUCCUAAACACAAUUUAUUCAAAAGAUCUGGUCUGGCUGCAGACCUCCACUGUCAGGACCCGCUCCACCGAGAGGAUCUGAGGUGACAUUUUUUUCACAUGCAUUCCAGUUUGUUUGAAGUGGUCAUCAGGUUUUGUAUUUCCUCUUUGUUAAACACAUAAAUAGACAAAAAAUCAUACUUACAGAGUAUACAUAAAAUAAGACCCCAAGGAAUAAAAUAUAUUGACACGAGACAUAAAAUACAUACUUCCUGGUCUAAUCGCUUUAAUUUGAUAGGCUUCAAAUCAACUGCUGUGGUAAAAAAUACAUAUUCCCGGUAUAUUUACUUUUAAUUUGAAAGGCUUCAAAUCAACUUAUGACGUAAAAAAAACCCAUACUCCUGGUAUAUUUACUUUUAUUUUGAAAGGCUUCAAAUUAACUUCUGAUGUAAAAAAUAAUAAUAAUAAUAAUAACAAUACUCCUGGUAUAUUCACUUUUAUUUUGAAAGGCUUCAAAUUAACUUCUGAUGUAAAAAAAAACAUACUCCUGGUAUAUUUACCUUUAUUUUGAAAGGCUAAAAUCAACUUCCGAAGUAAAAAAACAAAAAAAAAAACAUACUCGUGGUAUAUUUACUUUUAUUUUGAAAGGCCUAAAAUCAACUUCCGAAGUAAGAAAAAAAAAAAAACAUACUCCUGGUAUGUUUGCUUUUAUUUUGAAAGGCUUCAAAUCAACUUCCGGUCCGCUCAGUGGAGGUGGGUCCUCACAGUAGAGGUCUGCAACUAAAGGGUCCUGACAGUGGAGUUCUGCAGCCAGACUGUUUUGGAUAUCUCCAAAAAAGCAAACAAAAGUUACCAAACAAAAUGAGCUUUCUUUCUCUUUAAAUAACAGUGGGCUCAUGUCAGUUUAGACCCCCACUCACCUCUUACUUUGUACACAAACAGAUUUCAGAUACCUCCUGGAGAUCUUACAGGGUUGGUUUGUACCUUAAGGUGAACAUAAGCCAAUGCAUUUACCUAAGUAUGUGCUGUGAGACAGAUUGAUAGGAACUCCCAAAGUCCCACUGAUAAGCAAGUACACUAAUUGCUCUGUGUUUAAGUGUGUGUGUGUGCACAAGGGUACAUGCAUGGCUGUCAGCAUGAGUGGAACUGGGCUGUCACAAUGUUUUGUGGAUCACUGAUCUGUCUGUGAAAGACAAAGAGCGACAGUGUGUGUGGGGGAGUGACAGUUGGAGCGUGGGGACAUUUACCUCACACCCUUGUCACAUAAAGCUUGUGCCACUGUCAGUUUUUUUCACAGCGUCGUAAACAUAUGCAGCUAACCAGUCACACCUGCUUUAAAAUCGUGCAUAUCUUUGCUUAGGUCUGUUCACUUGAUUUGGCAAUAGUGACCAUUUUAACUGGGAGUGAUCAGUAGCUUAUGGUUGGUGAUUUCAGAGGGAUAUUGUUGUCUGCCUCCAACUAUAUGUUCUGUCACAGUAACACUUGAGAAGAGUUUAUAACACUUUCACAAACAUUCAGAGGAUCUUCUCAGAGAACUCCUUUCUUAUUAAUUUAGAAACUUUUAAAAAAGUAGUCUUAGACUGAAAAGGAUUCAAGAUCAUUCUCGGAGCAACUCUUCGUGCAAAGGGGCAAAAACUCUCUCAGUGAGGAGGUGGGACUGACCCCACUGCUAGGUAACAAAGGGGGGGGGGGGGGUUGAUCAGUCUGAUUAUAGAGCCUGAUCAGAUAUUGAAUUUAAGUAUUAUAUAUAUAUAGAAACUGUUAUUUCUGAUGUUUAAAUUAUUGUGAUUAUUUCAAUAAUUUAAACUGCAAGUUAAAACUAAACAGCUUACAAAUGUUUGGAAACACACGCCCACUGAGCUGUAGCUUCUCUGCAUGCUGAUUAAGCAGAUUUUCUACACAGGUCUACUAUACCUGAGCUAAUUUAAACAGAGCCAAUUCAAGAGAGUGCUGGGGACCUAAGCAAAAAUUCCCAAGGGGCCCCUCUGACAACCGUUAAACAUAUUCAUAAAUAAUCUGAAACCAUGUAACUUUAAAGGUUGUGCUCUAAAAUAGCAACAGCUCUGGUAUGUUUUUACCACAAUAGCCAAAACUUCACCUUUGUUCUAAGAUUUGAUGUCUGAGACUUAUUUCAGUAAUAUGCGUAGUACGUGUAAUAUGCUCCACAGUCAAAAUUUAGAUCUAACUGGUCAAAGAUGUCAUUGAAAUUUGACCACUUGUGUUUUGAUGGGGUUGCAAUAUUUUAGGAUAUUAUUGCGGAGUAAGGUUUGUCAGCCCCUGAGGCCCCCUAGUGGCCUUGGGGCUCCAACCGACUGCCUGCCUUGCCGGUUGACAAGCUCAGGCUCUGAAUUUAAAUAAUUUUGUGAAGCUUGUUGCUGUUAUUUUGCACCAUAUUAGUUAUUUUCCUUCUUCGAGGACGAACCUCCCUAUAUCCCCUUGCAACAGUCCAGUUUCUACAUGCUGCACAAAUUACUUAUUGUAACUGUCGACUAAAUGUGUUAGCUUAACUAACAAAACUUGCAUGGAUAUCUUUGAAAGCAAGAUUGGUGGAAUUUAACAAUGAUUAGCCUGCUGCUCUGUAGCAUAUUGAAAGUAUCUAGAAGUUCCGAUACCCCAAAAAAAAAAAAAAAAAAAGCGAAUAAAAAUAUCAACAUAAAUGAGGUAUUGUUAUUCUGUCGUGUGUAACAGUUUUAAACUUUGAACAAAUGGUGUCAUACACUGACUGGAUAAAAACACUGUGUUUUAAACUGUUGCUUUAUGUGAUAUCUGUGUAAGUUACACAGAAAGAAAUUCAAUCUCUGUUUUACCGUGUCCUGUCGGAUUUACCAUCCCUGUUCCUCUUGGUUCAUUGUGCUCUUUCUGGUCCCGCACAGUGGUCAGUGUCUGAUUAUGUGUGUGUAUGUUAAUCCCAUAAUCCACUGUACAAGAUAAUCCACAGCAAAGCCUACAAUACACAACCUAACAGGGUGUGCUUGAGGGUGGAAAAUGACCAGGAUGCCAGAUUAUAUAGCCAGCAGCAGAGUGCAAAGACAAAACUGAAGAUUUUCUCUGAUUUGUAAAUCCGCUCAUUAUUAAAGUUAUAAUCCCCAAGAUUUCAGGAUUUUGGGUUGGUAGAUUACAGGUGUGAAGCCUCAGCUCCAGCAUACUAAAAAUCAGGUGACCAAAUUUGGACAUGACAACACUUAAAUGCAUAUUUAGGAGAUGGCAGUGAACAAUGAAAUGUAACACAAAGGUAUUGCCUAAAUAAAACUGAUUUAUUUAGCCAGUUAGAGGCAUUCAUAUCAAAUUUUGUAUACUACAUUUCAAUGAAACCAAUAUUAGAAUAAUAAAGUAUUUAUGAGCACAUUUGAGAGGAAAAUUGAGUUAGUGCAGUAGCGGUAUCACAGCUAGAAGGAAUUGGAUUUUAGCCUUUCCUUGCCAGUCGGUUGUAAAGACAGAGCCAUAUAUCACUCAAAUAUGCUGUCGCAAACUAAAAUUUAAAAAACGAAAAGAAAAGGGGGCCAUGUAUAAACCCUUGAGGGACACCACAGGAUAGAUUGGCUGGGUAAAAUUGCUGACGAUUACUGAGAAACAGAAAUGGAAGAAACUUGCUUUUUUCACUAAUUACCUAAAAUUUCACAACAGGGCAGUCAAACUGAAGUCAUUUUUUUUGUCGAUUCAUGAUCUGUCAGUAAAAACGAAGGGAAGUUAAUGGGUGUUGUAAGUUUGUAUUUAAGCCGUUGUUUUUCCCGGUGAGUGACUGACUGUGUUUGCCUGAUAUUAGGCAUUGAACAGACAGAGUUCACUGGGAGUUUAAGAGCUUAAUCACAUAAACAACCACCUGCCUGUGAAAUUUAUACUCUGAGAGAUAUCGUUAUGACCAAAAUGAGGAAAGAUACAGCUAAGACAGAUAAACAGUAAACUAGAUGUCAGUCAAAAGAUCUCUGACAUUGUUUUGGCAUUUUCUUGAACUAUAAGAAUAGAUUAGGUGUGAAACUUUAGUCCAUUUACUCCAACAUUGUGGUUUUAGUUAAGGAUUAAAACCGUUGGCGUGUGUUUUCCCUUUUUCUGGUAUUGUUUGGACAGAUGGCUCAAAUUUAUACCCCAGAACAAAAACUCUGAAGCGUCCUUUAAUCCUUUUUCCAUGCACGGUUGUCCAAUGUGAUGUCAAUGUAAACACAACACAGAGUUGAUUAAUGAGUUGAGUGUUUCUGAGAUGGAAAAUAGGUCUAUGCUGUGGUGAGAAGACUACUCUUCACUCCUUAAACCACUUGAGACUUGUUUGGGGAAAAAGUGAGCGAUGUUGGAAGUCUCGACUAUAUGUUUUCCAAGAAAAGCCACUUUGCUGCAAGUAGAGAGCUGAAAUGACAGAAGCGGUGGGCUUGUUUGUGUCCUCAAACACAAACACAAAUGGUCAUUGUGACAUUUCCAGUCGAUCUGUAUAGUUCAGAUAACUCAGAUAACGCUCCCUUACAAUUUGAAGUACAGAGGCACAUCCAUACAGUCAUAAAAAUGUGGCGAAGUCCAGAGACAAGCACACAACCAUUAAACAGCACACACCCAUGGACAGAUGUUUUUUUGCUCCCUGACCUUUUGGUAUUUUUAUGCCCACUUCACUUACAGACUGUGCUGCUUUGCUCUUUCCUUUAAAACAAGCCUUUGGCAUUUCUCCAAUGGCAGCGAUUAGCUUAUUUGCCAGUAAAUGGACUAACUUCUGUCUGGAGAAGCAUCAACACAGAAAUCCAGAAUAUAUCAACUAUUAAUACCCAGUAGUUAAAUUUUAUUGGCGUUUCUUUGUAUAUUGUAAAGACACUUCCACAGAGUCAAGUCGUGCGCUGAUGGUCUCAUUAAUUCAGAUUAAGUUCGCAAUGAUCUCAGACAGUAAACAGCUAUAUUUAUGUUAAAUUGCUUUCCAUAAUGACUGUGAAAUAGAGGAUUGAAAGGGUUCCUGGUUUAAAGCACAAACGUAAGUGGAAUUUUUCCGCCUUUUGAUAAUUUGUGCCGUACACAUAUUUUAAGACAGAGAACGCAACCCACUAGAUCUACACUGCUUUGACAGUUAUAAUACAAAUAUAUAUAUAUAUUGCUUUUAUAACCAAAAGUAAUUGCUUGCAUUUACCCAGAACAGGCAAAUAAUUGGAUUAAAUGAAUCAAUUUAAAUAAAUCUGCAUUUCAGGCGAAGAGAUUUUGCAAUUAAUGAUGCUUCUGACUAAGCUCAGUUACACAUUUCAAUUCUUUUAUAUUUUCUCCGUCUGUUCUCCGUCACUGUCAUAUAUGGAAAAAAUGGCUAAAAUGGUAAAAGGUAUUUGCCCAAAGAAAAAAAAAAUGUGUGCCUCAUUGAAAGAUGUGCAAAUUACUGUUAGCUCUGUUUAUAAUUAGUCCUUAAAUUCCUUAUCCACUACCUUUCACUUCCUGUUUCCAUCGCCUCUCUUAUUCAUUGGAUCAGACGGUUCCUAAAUGCUUGAUUGAAUGCAUUUCAGUAACAAGAUCGCUUAUGAGUUGCAUUUGUUUUGCUUGUUGUUAAAGACCUUGCUAUUUUUGCUGCAAUCAAAUCAUGAUAUUCAAAGGCUAAUUGGGCUGUAUUAAGUUUCAGAGGUGUACCAAAUUUCCACUCCAAAUUGGGCCAAUUAUUGGCUCUUCGACAUAAUCAGUGUCAUCCUGCAUCAGCCCUUACAAGGUUGAUAUCACCAUUAUCUUCUCAAAUGAAAAUGCAGUUGACGCCAUAUAGGGCUGGGCGAUAUGGCCUCAAAUCAAUAGUAUGAAAUAUUGAGCAGUUCACUUUGAUAAUGAUAAAUGGAUGAUAACUACUAAGCUGCUCACCUGCUCCCACAUAAACUUCUACUUCCGCUGCUGCAACUUUUGGACCGUCCACCAUCUCCUCACCUGUCUUUCCCUCUUUGUUACGGACUGGAUGGGGUGGAGUCACCUCUCCAACGUAAGACAGUGUCUUGAAGGGACAUGAGACCAUAGCCUACCUACACACAUCCAGAACCAACUUUUAUUUAUUUAUUUUUUUGACACCGAAUAUAUUGACACGGGCAAAAUGAUUUCGGUUAUUGUCAUAAAUUUCAUUAUCGAUAAAUUUUCGGUUUAUCGCCCAGCCCUACCAGCAUAUUAAAUCUAAGACUGACGGGGUUUGACUAUUAAGUCUUGUGACUAUAAUGUAUUGAAUAAUGCAGUUUAAUCAUAAAAUUAAUAUCUAGUAUGUAUUUUUCAGAAAUCUAAAAGUCCCUUGUGAAUAUUUUACUGAGUUUUUAUCCGUCUGUAUUUAUUUGAAAAAACAUUCACUCAAAUUUUGUCUUAUUUGUUUGCAUUAUUAUAUUGAAGGAACAGCAAUGUGAUAUUAGCGUUAUAUAUCAGUCAACCUGCUUUCUCAAAAUAGCGGUGUCAACAUUGGCCCUAGAAAAACUUCAAUCAGUCAAUCACUAGUUUGUAUCGUAGGAUCAGUGAAAUCUCAGUGAGCACAAUUAAGCUACUUAUUUUCAACUUAUUUCCUUUUACCUUACAAGAACAGCUUCUCGCUCUAAGGGGCAUGUGUGAAGAGGCAGAUUUUGAAAAUUUCAGGUGCGGGCUCUCCUGGGUAUUUUACAGCUACUCGAGAGUUUUGAAAAGAGCUCAAGUGAAAAUCCUGGAAGGCAUAGAUGUCAUGGAGCCUCAGCCUGGCAUUUGUGCAGUGAACUUGGGUUAGGAAGCUGCCAAAAGCAUCUAUAGCAUAAAGAAGUACUUUUCAAAUAUUAGAGAAUCAACAACUGCAAAGCCGUAUCAUAGGAAGCCUGUAAGUUAUCUUAUUGGCCUGCAUUAAGUGAAACAUAAAAAAAAACCCUGGCAACUUCCUGUGUAAAUAGUGGAUGUUAAUAAGAUGGAAGAGAGGCUGAAGUAAGAUUUAUGAGACGAGGACAGGACAAAAAGGGGAAAUGAGACAGGGAAGGAGGAGAGGAAGGACAAAUGAGAAAGACUGAAGAGAGUGAAUCAAGGAAUGAAGGAGAUUCAAUGAUAAAUGAGCAUCAGGAGACAAUGAGAGAUGGGGAGAGGAGAGGAGAGGAGAACUGGCAAGCAGAAGCAGCAGAAUUAAACAGAUAACAAGGAUGGAGAGAGCAGAUAGGCCGGCCAGACACACACACAGACAGAGGAAAUCGAGAGCCGGAGCAGGGAUGACAUGAAACAGACAAACAGAUUCCAGUUUGAUAUAAGAGAGGAGAGGGCUGAAAAGGCCAAAAGGGUCGGGCAGACACAGCGCCAGGCAGCUUGAUUCAAGAAGCAAGAGGAAUGAAAGUAGAGUACUGCGACAGACUGAGGAGGAUUGUAUAAGGGUUUAAAAGGGGGAAAGUGUCCCUCAGGUCAUCUCUGUCAGAUGUAAUAAGAAUCAUCUGGAGCCUACUCACAUGUUCUGCUCCAAAUGUCUCUUUCUCUGUCUGGCUGCCUCUUUACAUUUUAUAUCAUUUUGAAAAUUUAUUUGAAUGAGCUAACAAAUAUUUUUUUAAGAAUAAGCUGCAAGUUGAAUUGAGAAAGCUAACCGAAAAACAAGAUUCGACGAAAGGCUAGCUGGUACAAUCCUCAGUAUUUGCGUCAGUUCUGACAGGGAGCUCUUGAAAGAUGUACAAUUUACAAUGUCAUUUAGCAGAUGCUCUUAUCCAAAGCGACAUACAUUCGAGAACAAAUGGCGCAGCCUGUAGGGCCAGGCAGGGUCAAGUGUCUUGCCCAAGGAUGCUUCAGCACAUGGACCGCUCUGGAAUCAAACCCCUGAUCUUCCAAUUGGUAGACAACUGACACUACCAACUGAGCCAUGGCUGCAGUGCUAUAAGGCUUCACCAGUGGGACACAUGGUCAGUUGUGUACCUCACCAUCACAGGGUGUUGUGGUUCGCUGUUCACCUUAGCAGCCCAGGUGGUGUCACCCCUCUUGAGCCACAGCCAGUCACUUGUCCUUUCAGCGGUGUUGGAGAGUUCUAUGAAGGUUUGUUGGUGAGCCUGUCCCCUAACACCAACCUUCUUAAGGAGCUUUGUUGUUGUUCUGGCUACAAAGCCCCUACACCUCACCUCCGCUGGGCGCACCUUGGUCUUCCAGCCACUGUCCCUUACCUCAGCUGCGAAGUUGGAGUACCACGGCUUCUUACGUUUCAACCUACCUGAGGCCAUUCAGCGUGUCCUGCCUGAGUUGUUCAAGUUGUCGGGUGUCUUUGAGUGUUACACCAUUGUCCGAGGCUCUUGAUGAGUUUCUCUAGGACUGUUGGGAUUGGUUCAUCACUGAUGUGGAAUUGCUCUGCUGUUAGUUGGCCUUUUAAGAUGGAGAUGCUGUAACUGUCUGCACACACCAAGCGCGAGUAAAAUCAUUAAGUCAAUGCAAAGACGCGAGUAGAUGCUCCUACUACUCUGGCGACGCGAAUGACGCGAAUCAGGUGUGAGCUGAAAAUGGCGCAACUUGAGCGGAUAUUUGCGUCACGAUAACUAAUCAAUACGAAGGUUGCCAGGUGACGUAUGAAAACGUAGGGUUGUCCAUUGGUAUCUAAAAUGAAAGACAAACUGGUCGUGUCGGAUUACGUGGUGGAUUGUAAAAAACCUUUGUCUAUCACUUGAUCCUGCCGGGUGAAUUGGCAGGGAUUACCAUUGAAAUCACUGUUGGCGCGCGAAUGAAUCGAGGUAGAUGAUUUUACUCGCGCUUGGUGUGAGCGCCCCAUAGGAUUUGCUUGGCUUGAACUCCACACUUUCAAAACUGGAUGUGGUUGGAGGGAGUUUUCUGCAAAUUUGAUAUUAUAAAAGUCAACAUAACCCUUAAAUGGCCUUUUUUUUGUUGUUUAACGAGAAUUACCCAACAUAUGUGAAAGUUUCUAUGAGCAUAUCAGAUUCAGAAAAGAAUCUGCAUGAUGACAAAAAAAAAAAAACAACCCUACCAGAUUUCAUAGAAAGUCAAAGGCACAGCUGUGAACAUAACAGAAAAUUCCCAAGGCCAUAAACUAUCUGAUUGAUUCAGAGGAGCUGUAACAACCAGAGCAGUCUCAGUGGGUAAAUAAAAACACCCCUGAGCUGUCACAUUAAAUCCUACAAGGACCAUAAUGCUUUGUUUGUGCACUGGAGUACGUUUAACUAAUGGAGCGUGAAUUCAAGGGAAAAAUACAGGUUUACCUAAAGAUCCAAUCACUGAAAAGCAAACAAGGCACACACACUUUCUACUAACAGGUAUUGGUUCCUCUCAGCCAUCAGGCUUUUCAAUUAUGUUUUUCUGACUAAAGCUUCCAUUGUUUUCUGGUCCCACAACUCAAUUUUGGUCAUGAGGGCGAAUAAAUAAUUAUUCUAACUCAAUCACCUGUUGCUGAACUUCUCAAAAUAACAUCAGUGGGACCACCGUGUUGCCUCCCUCAUUGUUUUCUGACUAAGCCUAGAUGGUUUAGCUCAAAUCUCCUCUGAAAACAGGCGAUGCAUACAAAUAAUCUUUUUCUUUGUAACUGGGAUUAAGUGUCCGAGAAUUUGGUCUGUGAGCAAUCUCACCAAAUAGCAGGCUUCUAUACCCAAAGAUGAGAGGAAAUCUUUGUUGAAAAAUUGCGUCUCUGUGGUGAACAGUAGCUGCUGAGAGCUAGGUUAAUAAGAUGGGGGGAAAAAAAGAGGAAACAUAGAAACACUGGGAGAGUGAUUGGCAGUUUUAAUAGCACCAUUUUACUAUAGUGAAUGUAUAAAUCAUACUGACCUUGUUUAUUUUUGCAUCAUGACUGUAAAACAUUCCCAUAUAGAUCUUGAAAUUGCAGGCAUGUCACACACGCUCACAACAACACGAGUGCUUGCUUUUAUUUGUUGUGUAGGUGUUUUCAUGUCAGCGGUUAAUUAUUACAAUUAUUAUGAACAGUGCGCCAUAUCACACAGCGUAUCAUGUGUUUUUGUGUAUCUGUUUGUGUGUGAAACCUGUCUCAUGACCGAGUGCUGAGGCACCAUGAGUCGACCUUAACAAAGAAACAAAGUCAACCCUGUUGUUGUCCUCUUUCUUUAUCUGCCUCCCUCUUUCUCCUCUGCAUCUCGGGGCCUUUUCUGAAAGCACACUGGCUGUUGAAAGAACUUGAAUAUUACAGCAUGAAUAAUAUAUUUCUGCAGUGUUUAUAAGUCCUCGAGCGAUGUUGAACCUGCAGGAAGAAAAUUAAAAUAUCCAGAAAUGUUAUGUAGUUAAUGGAAGUGUUAACCUGGUCUGAUUUAUGAAUUCGAGGUACAACAAUAAUCUGAUUUAUUGAAAUCACUCAGCGCAUAAAUCAACCAGAUCAUGUCUGAGUAUGCAGGAGUGAUGUUUUCAUCAUGUGUACAUAUAAGAGCUAUGACACUAUUGACACUAAUUGCAAUUCGGCCUUGUUAGUGACACUCAAGCUCUACAAAUAGAAGUCAUCACAGCUGCAUUUUCUGUGUGUGUGUGUGUGUGUGUGUGUGUGUGUGUGUGUGUGUGUGUGUGUGUGUGUGUGUGUGUGUGUGUGUGUGUGUGUGUGUGUGUGUGUGUGUGUUUUUGGAGAGAGACAGCUGUUGGUUGAACGCUGUGGUUGGAGACAACACUCCACUGUCUGCUAACACAGCUGAGCUCAGUGCACAAUGUUUCACAACGCACGCGGUGAACUCGUGUGUAUGUGUACGCGUGCGUCUUUCGCUCCUCACACUCAAUAUCCCGCUUAGUCCUCAUUUAUAAUCCUCCAUUAACUAUGUAGAGUAGCACUGUGUGUUUAACUAGGCUUCCCUGUUCGGGGGUGUGCACUUUAGGCUCCUGCAUAUUUGUUGAUUUAGUGAAAGACUCCAACUGAAGGAGGCCAAAGAGAGGGAUUAGAGCAGAUCAUCUGGUGGGAAAGCAGUGCCCCUUUCCACCUUUUCUACCUGUUAUUGUUAUGACUCUAAGUAGAACUAGAAACUGAAAGACAAUACAUGUUUUUUGAUUGUUUGUAUCUCUGUAUGUCGGAUUUGAGUAAAUUCUUUUUUUCUGCUUAAGUGAAAAUAGCCCCUAUAAGGAGCGCCUUUUCUAACAUUUUUAGGGGCGUUAUGAUGCAUAAUUUUUCUGAUUUAUUUUUUUUCCUGAGACCACUGCAGUAGAUAACUUUCAUGCAUGCCUGACUGGUGUGCAGAAACUGGUAAUUUUUCAAGCAUUUUGUGAGACCUUAUUUUGAAGGAAAGCGUAAUAAUAAUAAUUCUCUCUUAGAAAUAUUACAGUUUUCAUAAAUAAUAACCUCUGCCUAACACACCUCUGCCUUUUUUUUUAAUAAAAGUUGAAAGUCAAAGGUUUAGUGUAGUUUUAGAUUCAUUCGCCAAAUCAUCAGAUCAUGUAGCGUCUGGUGGAAGGAGCCUGCGACUCCGACCUCCUGAACUGAUACACAGCCGAACAGUUCAGGAUUCAGUUCAGAUCAUAGCUUCUGGGACCUGGAGACGAGAGUGUUUGGCUGUGUUGCUUUGGCAAACAGGUUUGUAAAAAUGAACUUGUUUAUAAGUCAUGAUGUUUUAAGUGUACUGUCCUGUGGUAUGCUAUUUAUCAGGUCUGCUUGGUAAAUUAGGCUCAGUGAGUGAUUAGUUCACUGAACGUUUAGAACAGGGGUGUCAAAGUCAAAUGGACGGAGGGCCAAAUAAAAAAUUUAGCUACAAGCCGAGGGCCGGACUGAUAAAAUGUUCAUUGAAAAUUUUUUAAAUGACGCAUAUAGUCUAGUGAACCUAACUGAACCUACUGAAAACCUAACAAAUAUAUUCCAAUAUGAUCAGAUAAAUAAAGCAAUAUUUUCUUAUGGCUCUGUCAGUAAUCUUUAAUUUUCAACAGACACAAAAGACAAAUUUCCUUUAUAUAAAAAUCCCCAUAACAUGAACAUUAAAUGAAAGAAACCGGUAUUAUUCAAGGCACCAUCAGUAGCCUAUAUUUUCUAUUUUAGCAAAAGUGGGCUAAAUUUACUUCAAAGAAAAAAAUAGUAAUAGCAAUUUUCUAUCAUCCACUCAACUGAAAUAUUUUUAAAAUAUAAUUGGAUUGAAAUACAAUAAAAACGUGUUUCGUUUCAUAAUGUCGUCUCAGAUUAUACUCUUUCAGUACCGCCACACUUUCUCCACACAGAAGACACACAGGUUUUCCGGCUACCUCCGUGAACAUAUACUCCGACUCCCACCUUGUUUGAAACCCCCGGUUCUCAGUGUCCACCUUCCGUUUUGCCAUUUUUGAUGGGUAUCUGAAAGUUAAUUUUACUGUUAUGCUGACGACUGCUGUGCUAAUAAAUAUUGAAAUGAAGCAGCCUACUGCUCGGUGCGUCACUGUUGCAUUGUGGGAAAUGUAGUAUUGGUGCGUCUAAAAGAUCUGCGGGCUGCCGGCUUGCUGCGGUCUGCGGGCCGGUUCUAAUAAUAAAUCAAGAUCAUCCCAGGGGCCGUAAAAAACCUUCUCGCGGGCCGGAUGUGGCCCGCGGGCCUUGACUCUGACAUAUGUGGUUUAGAAGAAUUCACCUUUCCCUCGCAAACAGCUGCAAUGAUAGGAUACUGCGGGUUUAAUGCACUAUUUGUUACAUGCUGUGUCUUAUUGUAUGCAAGUUGUUGUGGUGUCAUUUUAGCGGUUAAAAAAAAAGAAGGUAGUUUUGUCCAACAAAAAUGAUUCCAGAGAGUGUAGUUCAAUGCAUGAUUCGUUCACCAAAGGAUUCAGGUGUCGUUGCAUGCGGUCCCUUGUUCGCCGGCUGCUUGACUGGCAAUACUGUUCCUCACUUCAGCUCAACUUAAGUGAGAAACGAACAGAUCACUGGAGGAAGUGAUUCGGUUCAGUACGUUCACUUAAAAGAUUUGGUUCUUUUGAACGAAUCGUUUGUGAAUGACACAACACUAGCAGUAACCAAGAUGUGUAAUUUUUAUGGCCUCAUACUAAGACAAUGAGCUCUGCAACAACAUUAUAUAGGUGUCCUAGUCAGUAUGUCGACAUUCGCAGUUAAGUUGAGCUAGAGUUAACGCUCGAUUAGGCAGUUUAACUGGACUGAUAUCCUUAUCCCAGUUUACAUGCACUGGACAAAAAUUAAAUUAUUUAUAGAAGCAAGAUUGCCUCCGCUACAGUAGAUGGCGACAUGCCCCCAUUUCAGCUCACUGCUAUCAGGUCGUCGCCUUGUUUUUCGUAUUAUAUAUCUAAACAGUCGGCAAAACAUGUUAGCUAGAAGCUAACCAGAUAUAUGUUAAACCAUGAAAACACUGUCACCUCUAUACAGCUCUGUAUUAGUCUUUUUUUAAGGUCCUUUCUUUAUCUGUUGAGAUCAUGCUGUUCAACUUCUGGCUUAAAGCCCGACAUCUUACAAUAACUACAUGUCAACAUCGUAGUAGCAUAUAUACUCAUGUAAUUAAUUUCUAAAGUUUGUCCACAGCUCCAUUCAUUUUGCUGUAGGAGGCAGGGUUAUACUGCCAGUUAUAGGGUUACAGGGUUAUACUACCUAUAUUGCAACCCGUCACCAGAGGGUGCUGUUUUUGAGGCUUCACCCAGCAAGGAGGCAGAUAACAUCCAUCCUAUAUACAGUCUAAGGUCCCUCCUGAUUCUCUAUGGAGACUGGAACAUUUAUGAUUUUUAUCUAAGCAGAGGACUUUGGACCACUGAGCAGGUUAUGUCCAGUUCUCUUUCUCACAAGGCACUGCUGAUGUUGAUCUCAGGAAUGUGAUGGCCAUCUCGAGUUCACUUCCUUGUGACAUCAGAGUUGAUAGGAAGAAACUGUGCAUCAACUUUACAUCAAAAGCCAGUCUUUUCAUGACCUGUGGUGGUUUACCCUCCCUAGUCAGCUGUCUUUCCCAUGAUUGUCGUUGCACUUAAAGAUACAUUCAUUUUAUUCGAAUUGAUCGGGAUUACCUCCAUCUCAAAACUGUUCAAGUUAAUUCAUUAUUGACUACAAUUGAAGAAUACUUGAAAGAAAAUAAAGAUAAUACAUGGUCUAAAAUAUGAAUAUUUAUGAUGGACUUCUCUGCCCUACAUAUUACCAUGACCCUCACCUUUCGAUAACCAUCCACCCCACUUACCACCUGGAUCUAUAAUCCACACUCAAUCUUCACCCUGACCUCUUUUUUAAGGCCUGAAUCUGAAUGGACUUUUCUCUACUCUUUGGGGUUUUUCGGCCUUUGAUAAAACCGUUAUGAGAUUCAUAAAUAACACAGAUACAAGCAGUAGCAGGCAGCAGCUGCUAGCUACUCAACAGCUAUUAUUCAAGCCACAGUGACAGGGGGAGGUGGAGCCCAGACCCCCCCCUCUCCCCCGGCCACACAAACACUCACGCAUACAGAAAACACACUUGCACUAGUGUCUGCUGUCUCCUCACAAAUACUGCUCCCUUUUUCUCUCUUCCAAGCAUGCUCAGUCUGUCUUUUUCUUGGAUAUAUAUAUACGCUUAGUUACACACAUCUGCUCUGUCCCCUUUCACACACACACACACACAUAAAUCCCUCCUCCGCUUUCCCCCACUCCACACACAAAAAAUUUACACUCUUUUUGUCUUUUUGUCUCCCACAUGCACACACACAACAUCUCGUCUCCCAUUUUCUCGCAGUCUCGCUCCUCUCUCUCUCUCUCUCUCUCUCUCUCUCUCUCUCUCUCUCUCUGACACACACGCACACACCCCUCCUCCCCGUGUCAGUGCAAAGUAGAGCGAGAGCAAGGAACCGCACGUCCCUUUUUAUCGUCCGCUGACUUGUUCAGUCGUCUUGCAAACGGGAGGGAAAAGGAGAGAGGGUUUUUUUUUUUUUUCCCAGUCGCCUCCAUCCUCACCAGGGUCUGCCCGUCCGUUGAGGCAAAGUGACACAAACGAGGGAGUCAGGGAGAUAACGAGUGGGAGGACUCUCGCUCCAUUUGCCGGUCUUUGAACAAGCGGGGUAACAUUGGAGAGAGGGGGACAGGAGGAGAGGGAAGGAAGGAGGCGCCAUGGGUCAACUGUGCUGCUUCCCGUUCUCUCAGGCAGAGGAGAAAAUCAGUGAGUGUCUCCUGCUCCUGGCUUCAUGUGUGGGUGUUUGUGUUGUUGGAGAAACCAAUUGGAUUGAUGUACUCAGUGGUGCUGUCUAUUCAGAGGCACCGUGUGCAUGCAGAGUAGGGAUAUACUGUACACUGUGUGUGUGUGUGGCUUUGUGUCAGCUGUCUGUGUGUCUUUUCACAGCAACAUCCCUGAUUCUCUGUGACCUACAGAUAAGCAAGGAGGGGUUUUGCGAUCAUGCAUAUCCUCUCGUGUUAUAAUAUUGGAUUCAUUUAUAGAGUGACAGUCAUAUUCCUGCUGUAAACUCUUAAUUCAUCCAUCCUUCUUUGGCAGCUCAGUCUGGCUGGUGAUUUAUGAGCUUCUGCAACAAGAUGAAAUUGUUGCCUUGUUAGGAGUUACUCAUGAGUGUCCCUACAGUCUUCUUACUGCAAAUACUGUCAGAACUAAACUGAAAUCGUCUUCUUUCACCUCGCACUAAAGAUAUCUGACACUACUCUUAGAUGUUAAAACACUAAGAGAUGUUUGGAGGUCAUGCGCCUGUGCUGUAACAUUAGUUUGGGUGUGCUAACUUGCACUUUCAUUUUCUUCCUCGCUGGAUUUUUAAUUCAAUGCUGAGUGGCUAAAAACCUCGAAGAAGGCUGUGAAGUGAAUGUAAAUCCAUGAUCCGUACGUGCAACAAAUUGACUCAUAAAUCAAAAUGUCACUGCAUUAUUAAACCUUCAAUCGGGCAUCUUUGGUUUUCAGAUACCUGUAUUUUUGAAGUCUUGGACAGAUUGAUAUUUAUGAUACAAUAUGAGAAGAUAGGAUUGACCUUUUGGGGGAAUUUGUAUUGGUCUCAAGACCUGCACAUACAUCCAGUGAUUCGACUCUGCUAUAGAUUUAUGUGCUGGCAUUACAAUCAGUGCAUCAUUACACGAGUUGUUGUUGAUAAGGUUUCCAUGCAACUGUGUGUGCCAUGAACUUUGGCAGCCAAAGCUGAGCAGACCAUGCUGAAAUCGGAGCUAGCAAAUGAUAAAAAUCACUGAGCAUAUACCCACUGAUGAAGUGGCAGUCACUCUCAAAGUUUGAAGCCAUCCAGCUCAAACAAGGGUAUUUUGCAAAGUGCCCACCAUAGUUUUGGUUCAGUGCUACCAAGCAGAACUGUCACAGUCGGCACAGUCCACCAACCCGCAAUCUCAGAACCCUUUGGCAAUCAUCCGACCAAUACAUUUCCUCUGGGAGUGACAGCCAACUUUUGGGGUUCUUGCUGGACGAAGCAGUUGGCAGUAGAGGACUUCCUGUCUGGUAUACGGUCCAAAGAGCAGCUUUAAAAAAGUGAGAAUUGAUUUAGCGUUGAGUUUGGUGUCUGUUUUGAAGACAUUAACUCGGAUUUACUUUUACUCAGCAACAACUGAUCCAGCUGCACUCUUAUUAACAGUAGGAUAAAGUCAUGUCUUUGUUUGUAUUUUACAGCUUAGUGAUUGCUGUUGUGGCCUUCGAGCUAAGAGAUCCUAUAUGGAAAUAUGCACACCUAGAUAAUUUGCUUCGAUCAUCAUUUCCAAGGGUUUUUUAUUCCUGGGUUAUAGAUGGUUAAUUUGUGAUCAUUUUAGAAGUCAAACCACUGGACAUAAGAUAAUUCCUACCUCAAUGUUUUUACAUCAUCUAAGAUUGGACUCAAGUUAUUCUCUAAACUAGAAGCUAUAACAAAAAAAUAACAUGGUAAUACAAGUACAGCUUCACCAGAUUAAUGUGAAAACAGCCUUCUAGUGUUAAAUUCUGCACAUUUUUCUGCUCAGGCUUCACAGUUUAGUGACAAUAAGCAUAACACAUUUCUGAGUGGACGAGGGGGGGGACCUUUGACUUGUGAACAGCUCCUCGUGGAUUAUCACACCACUCUACUUCGACCAUGUGCAACAGAUAAGCCAGAUAACUCCACAUCUAGGAUCAACCACGACAUUCUCUGGAUGACUGCGGUCUGGCAUUCACUCUUAUCUAACACGUGUGGUUGCAGCACAUCAGCAGUCAGUUAGGGUGAUUAAACAUUUGAUAAACAAAUAGUAGAAAAUUUCCACAAAGGUUGAAGCAAAGUAGCUGCUCUGAUUUAGCUAACGUAGUAUGAAAUGAGGUCUAGUGGAUGAUUACUGGUGCAGCGUGUGGUUUGAUUACAUCUGUAAGACGCCGUUCUCUCUCUCAUUGUCAGCUUUAAUUUGGUUUUGGUGCUUUACAAUUUGAUGGAGAAGAGUUUUUUCAAGCCUGCAAUUAUUUUUAAAGUCUAUCAUCAUUUCAGGGGGAUUUCCAGUAGGGUUGAGCGAUAAGUUAUUGUUCACGAUUUAUUGUCAGAGAAAUCCUCCAUGAUAAAUAUUUGCCAUCUCAUGAUAAAUACGAUAAAUGCAAGUUUGAUGACCUAAGAGUGAGAGAUUGACUCUUAGCCAUAGCCCACAUAGAGCAGAAUAACAAACAAAUAUGGCUGAAGGUGGUGAAGAGGACGCUUCUGAGCAGCUCGUUACUAAAUGAGGCUCCACAUGAGGGAUUUCCUUCAAGAUUGGGGCUUAUAUGUUUUCAACAAAUGUUGAAAAUGUUUUCACAUUUGAGACUUGUUUGAUGUCAUUUGUUUUGUCAAUAACCAAACACUCAAACUUGCGAUUAAGUAUCUUAUUUGACUAAUCCAACUGGAAUUCUGAAGACAAAAUGAGUCAAGAAUAUAAAUUGGAAUUAUGAUAUUUUUUAUCUGGAUUUUUAUCGUUAUCGCCAGAAUGGCAAAUCGAUACAGCACAGUAUUGCGAUAUUUUGUUUGGUGAUAUAUCGUAUCGUCUCAUUUACCAAAUACAGAUUUUUCAAAUUAAUUGCUAAUAUGAAGUAAAAUCUAUGCUAAUGGAAAAAUAAAAUCAAUUGUCGAGUGAAGUUGGCAGAGGUGAUAUAGAGUAGGAGAAAGCUAGUAAGACAAAUGUAUAUGUAAGAUUUGCAAGAUGUGCUACAUGAAAAUAAAAUACAGCAUAAAUGAGACAAACAUAAAGGAAAGCCAAAUACUAAAUUAGCAAAACAGCUGAAAAAUUGUAUGAAUUGCAGUAUAUUAUAUUGUAAUACUCACUGUUUCGCAAAAUGUUAAAAAAUCGCAAUAAUAUCGUAUCGUGAUAACUUUGUAACUAGUGGUUCCCACCCCUACCCAUAUUGCCCAUCCCUAAUUUCCACUCACACAGACUCAAACUAAUCUACAUCACUGAGUAUCAAUUUAUCUGUUACCUGUUCAGCAAAAUAUUAAAAUCAGACUCAUAAGAAAGAAACAUAAGUGACUUAUUAUCGCCACCACCUACCUAAAGGUUUAAUGAUUAAACAUUAUCACAAAGUCCUAAAAUCAUCCUGUGAUUUAUGGCUCAUACAGCAUACUUAUGUGCUGCACAUAAGGUCUCUAUCACACGCGUCAUCCAGUCAUAAAUUCAGACUUUGACACCAGUCGAAGGCCAGUUCUAAAAAAAACACUAGUGGUGAGUGUGUGGGUGAAUUUGUGCUCCUUUAUAGCACUGCACUGAUAAAGACAGAACAUUUUAACUGCAGCUUCUCCACAUAUUUUCAUGUGCACUAUCUUCCUCCUCCUCCCUGUUUCUCUUCCUUCCCCCUGUGUUUUUUCUCCAUGUCCCUCUCUCUCUCUCUCUCUCUCUUCCCCUUGCUUGCAGCUGCACUGAUAUAAACUGUGGAGCUACUGUGCCCUAGUUCUGAGCAGAGCUAGAGAUAGAGGGAGAGAGGGGAAAGAGCGAUGCAGAGAAAGAAGACUAAUGUGGGGAAAAAGAGAGAGGCAGGAAUGGGCGUAAAGAAGAACGAUGAAUUCAAGACAAAGAAAGUUGAGGGAGCUGGAGGAAUGAGCUUAGGUUAGGCGCCUCUCCUGGGAUGUGGUACCAGUCGCCCUCGCGAGCGCGGCAAGAUGUGGGGGUGUGCAGUUAGUGAAUUCAACCAUGACCGAUACGACAAGGUGUCACACAGUGGUGUUUGCUGUCACCGCAGGUGCUACACUCGCCCAGACUCACACACAGCCUGUCACAGCAGACUAUUUCAGACGCACAUGCACUUACAUAUACCCCCAUACAAAUAUUGUCUUUGUAUGAAAUAGAGAUGCACCAAUCCAUUUUUUUUCCAAUCCAAUCCAAUCCAAUAUCCGAUACCUGGGCCGAGCGAACCGGCCAAUAUCCGAUACCGAUCCAAUACUACUGUUGAAUGAAUGAACUGUAUACCUUUCCCUGUGAGUGAAGGCAUCAAGCUUGAGACUAGCCUUGUUAAAAAAAAUAACAAGUUAACAAAUAUAAAGUUACUUUUUAUUUAUUAACAAAUAACAAAUUUCACAUUAGCACACAGCAAAAAGAAGUAAGACUUCCAUCUGUUAAAAAAUAAAUUAAUGAAAAGAAAUAGAAACUGAAUUGAAAUGCUGUAUCGCCAUCAUUCAUCCGAUAUUCGAUCAAGUUAAUUUGUCAGUAUCAGAACCGAUAUCCAAUCCAAAUAUCGGAAACACAUAAAACUGAUAAAUUGUGCUUGCAGGAUGAGGUUCAUGCUUGACCUUUUCAGACUUUUUCCGGCCUGCACAUACAGUAGUUCAUGUAGAUGUGUGAUCACAGCAGUCACAGGAACUUUCACAUGGAGUGAGCACUUCACAUUGAUCUGAGUUUAUCUGCUUCUAGUUAUUUACUGAUUGCCUCAACCUUAAAGAUAGAAACCCAGUUCUAUUCAGGACCCACUUUCCCUUAUUUUAGAGCCCAAAAAUCAGAUAGUGUUGUGGGUUCGACAAGAUAACAGACCCAGAGGAAAAGACAGCCGAGCCAAAGUGCACUUUCUAAUUAAUUUACUUUAUCGGCUACCCUUUAAAAAAAAUAAAGGCUGAUACAGAUAGUUGACCAAAUGCCAAAUGUCGGCCCUAUCAGCCAAUUCCACUAUCCAGUCUGCCCCUAAUUUGGUUGAUUGCUAAUCCUGUUUCUGAUGUGUUUUUCAUUCCCUUUUAGUAAAUCUUUUUUUCGUUUUUCGUUUUAAGCCAGGAAGUUUGAUGCACAACAAUCACUGCAUGUGCUCCUCUUUAUAAAAUAGCUACAGAAUGCGUGUCUCUGAGAAGGUGUUACACUCGCACGCUCCUGACAUUUUCUCUCACAUUUGACCUUGACACCGGAUAGCACCAACACUUUUCAUGCCAGUGUGUUUUCAACAGUUUUGACUUUUCCUGCCCAAACAGAUCAACUCCUCUUAGUACUAAAUAUCCAGCUUUAAGCUAAUGCAACACAACAGUUUCAUACAGUUUAGGUUACUGACCUCUAUUAAUGGACGUUUAUUUGCUUGAGGCAAAUGCUUCUCGACAGUCGAAAUACCUCUCCAUAUCCUCUCAUACAGAUAACAGGUUUUUUACAGUGAAUCUGUUUUUUAAUUCACAUGUCGAGUGUGCCACUAUUCUCUUUAAAUGAAUAUGGAACCAAACAGCACCAUUUCUUCCAAAGCGUUGUUAUGAUUUGCACUAAACCUUUAGUUCAACUCUCGCUACGAUGCACUUUACCCCUGUAAUGACUCAGAGACAGGCAGCUUUACCUCUCGCAUAGUGACACAGCUUGAAGGGAUAAGCCUGAAUGGAGGGUGACUCGCCCUCUGCAUGAGCCGCUCACCUGCGUUUAUCUACAGGGUAGCAACUGGGAAAAAAAAAUGACCUUGGCAAGAGGAGAAGAGUGUGUCCUUUUAGCUCCUUAGAGCUCCUUUUUGCCGCAGUUGCAACAACAAGAGAAAGUUUUAGUAAUGUAGCGUCUUAUGUGUGACAGGUUAAAAGAUACGAGCACAAAGGGAGUGCUGGCAGAGGCAGCAGAGACCACAUGUGAGGAGGAGGGAGAGCAGAGCUGCGAGGAAGAGGAGGGGAGGAGAGGAUGCACGUAGAGCUGCUUAAUUCAUCCCUUUUUCUCCCAUUGAUUCCCCUCUGCCAGCUUCCCUUCUUUCAGUAUAGCACCUCUCCGUGUCAACUCUUUCUUUCACCAUCUCUGACCAGGAAAUGCAAAGAAACCUUGAUUUUCAGAGCAUGAACAAAGGGUGUAAAUAUUUCAGAGGUCUGCAUGCAUAUGCGUAAAUGUGGAUGUGACAGCAAAAUGCAGCUCAGUGAGCUCGAUCGCUGAGCAGAAAAUGGCAAACUUGUGCAGAGAAAGACGACACAGCUUGGAGGAAAGGGGAGGAGAAACAGAUAUUUUUUAAUGAGGAGAUAUUAUAGAAUUUUUUUUCUUCCAGUGCUAAAAUCAGUAAGAAACAUUAACCAUCUUGACAGUGCUCAGCGCUAAGUUUCAGUAUUGUUUUUACUCAACUAGCCUUAGAGGAACAAUCAUGUGAUUUCUUGGGUAUCUUCCUCCUAGCCACCUCCUGAAACCACAACAUAUCACAUUUAGUCACAGCAGGUCUGUACAGAGCUGAACUGAGAGCGUAAAGUCAUGCCUUGUUUUGCUUUUGUAAGGUUAGCGAACAGCCUGAGAUGUGACCUGGAGAAAAAGAGAAAAAAAGGGGCUAAUCAAAUAUGUUUUACAGCCCUUUGUCCUCCCACUCUUGAAAUAUCAGGGGCUUUUUUUUUUUUUCAUCUUCUAUCCGCCGGUGGUGAAAGAUUUGUCCAGCUGCACCACUUCAAUGUUUCCACUCAUAUUAACAUCUCUGAGCCUCAUGUUGGUAGCUCUUUUUGUCUAAAACUUGUUUAUGUCUUUAGUCUAGACUGAAUUAUGUUGAGACCUUAAAAUUAGGUGAGGACAAUCAUCGUCUUCAUAAGAUAAAGCUGGUCAAGUUUGCAAAUCAAAACUUGAAUUCCUUAAUGAACAACUUGGCAACUCUUUGAUUUGUAUUGAAAUAUUUCCUGAACACCUAACCUCGAUCCCCACAUUCCUCAAUCUGCUCUCCCCACUCAUGCUUUUUGAAGGAUGCUUUGUAAUCAGGGAUGUGUGUUAAGACUUCAUUAUCAAACAUCGUCACCUUUACUACUUUACACCACAAUUACGACUCAAAUAAUCAGGUUCCUCAGACUCAGUGUGAAUUAGAUACCAUUCUGAUCAACUCAAUGCCGCGCUUAACCACUGUAGAUUCACUCAUGUAUUAUAUGCUUUGGUUGAUCAUCAGUCUUUAGGAGACAUCGUUGUUACUCUCUUAUUCACAAAGACCUUGAGAUCUCGCCGUUUCCUCAUGUUCUUUCUUGUGUUUUUUUUCGCUGCCUGACAACAAUCACAUCCAACAGUUUUCUCUGUGCUGCUUUGUUGUUCAGUAGAUGUAACAUAAGAAAUGAACUUAAGUUGGCGUACAUUGAUUUCAUUUAUCAUAUGGACCCUAAAUAUAAGACGACUUCCACCAAACAAUUUGUCCAAUAAUUUCGUGUCUGCCGGAAAACUGCGAGUGAAACCAGCAGUCACCAGAAAAUACCAGCAAAUGUCAACUCUCAUCUUUAGGCUGUACUUUGGUGUCAAAAAAAUUAAAUAAAAGUCGAUUUUGGAUGUGUGUUGGUAGGCUAUGGUCUCAUGUCCCUUUAAGACACUGUCCUACAGUACAGGCCAAAAGUUUGGACACACCUUCUCAUUCAAUGCAUUUUCUUUGUUUUCAUUACUAUUUAAAUUAUAGAUUCUCAAAACUAUGAAUGAACACAUGUGGAAUCAUGUGCUUAAGAAAAAAGUGUGAAAUAACUGAAACCAUGUUUUAUAUUUUAGAUUUCUCAAAGUAGCCACCCUUUGCUUUUUUGAUAGCGCUGCAAACUUUAGCUGUUCUCUCAAUGAGCUUCAUGAGGUAGUCACCUGAAAUGGUUUUUACUUCACAGGAGUGCCUGAAGUAACCCUGACAAGGUACUUCUGUCAUCAAGAGCAAAGGGUGGCUAUUUUAAAGAAACUAGAAUAUAAAACAUGUUUUCAGUUAUUUCACACUUUUUUUAUAAGUACAAAAUUCUACAUGUGUUCAUUCAUAGUUUUAAUGCCUUCACUGAUAAUCUACAAUGUAAAUAUUCAUAUAAAAAAAUAAAGAAAAGACAUUGAAUGAGAGGGUGUGUCCAAACUUUUGGCCUGUACUGUAUGUCAAAGAUGUGACUCCACCCCAUCCAGUCCAUAACAAAGAGGCAAAGACAGGUGAGGAGAUGGAGGACGGUUCAAAAGUUGUGGCAGCGGCUGAAGUAGACAAAGUUAAUGUGGGAGGGAGUGAGCAGCUUGUGGAGUAGUUAUUGUCCAUUUAUCACGAUCGAGGUGAACUGCUCAAUAUAUCGUGAUAUUGAUUUGAGGCCAUAUCGCCCAGCUCUAGUCUUAGCAUCAACAUUAUACAGGCAAGAUGUAUUGCUAUCAAAAUUCUUGCUAUUUCACGUCCUCACACAGCCUUAAUUCCUCCGUAAUUCCCAUCAUUCUCAUCAUUUUACUUUGAAGGCUUGAGUGUGAAAAAAAGCUUUGACAAAUUUCAACCCUCAAUGGAUGAAUUUAUCAGCUACCAAACUGUCAAUUAGCGCUCUAGUGGAGGGGGACAGACUCAUCCACUUCGAGGCACCAAAACCCUGCAUGCCAUUGUUCCGGCACAAAGGAGAGAUUGUCAGAAAUGUAAUUAUUUUCCUCUGUAGCAGAAUUUAAAAAAUGUAGGAAAAUUAGGCCACAUUCCAAGGAGGAUGUCGAAAAAAUCAUCUAUUCUCCAGCUUAUUCAUGCAUGUCCUUCUGAUGCACCUGUUUCCUCAAGUAAUGCAAUUUUUAUUUCUCAAAAGGAUUUUCACAGCAAGUCCCCAACUCGAAUGAAACUAUCAAGGAUACAGCAAUAAACUUGUAAAUGUUGUUAACAAGGCAGAGUCUAUGGCAUUUCCUCAGGAAACUACUCCACCAUCAGCUCUCUGCAGCCUCUGAAUAACCCUUGUUGCGUGUCUUACUUCUUCUAUGUCCUUCCUCAUGUUUCCCCCUCACCCUGCCUAUCUGUCCUUAAAUGCCCCCUUUUACUUAGAGUUCCUCCCUAUUUGAGAAACUCAUUGAGAAACAGCACCAGUGCAGUCUACCCCUUCAUUUUGUCCCACUUCUCCUCUGUGGUUUGCUUUGUUUUCUUGUCUGUUAUGCUGCAAUUUUAGGAAAUCAGUAUUCUGGAUUGAGAAUGAGUUCAUCACAGCAGUGGACCGCUAACCUGCAUGUAAACAUGGCCUGUAAUGAGAUCUGUUAGUUUGCAGGAAAGUUUCAAGUUAGGAUGUUGAAAGGUUGUUACACAGCACAGAGAAAACCACAGCAGAGCAUUGCCAAGGAGAGAGCAAAGCCAAGAACAGCAGAGCAGAGCAGAGAGAUUACAGUGAGAAUGAAAUGUAAACAGAGCUAACCGUCGUAGAUCCACACUUGUUAAUAGACAUUUAACAGACUCCUCGCUCACAGACAUUACACUUAAAAUCCUCUAAAACAGCAUCUGUACGCCAACAAUCUUUAAAACAACUGAGUGAGUAGAGGAACUGCAACAUAUUUUUAGACACACUGGAAACAGAGACAGAGGAAGCCAAACUAGAAACCUUUAACACACCAAGUUUAUUGCCAACAACAGCGCUGUUGCACCACUCCAACCCCUGAAAUUGUAUUUGAGGAAGCAACCCACUCCGACUGUUUAUUUUGUACAACUUAAAGUGUUCUUAGUGGUCUUUAAAUUGUGCGGGUUUUAGCCAAAAUCACAAUACCUUUGUCAUUUUCAAGGGCUUUUCUUCUGCAGAGCUCCAGUAGCUCAUUAGUAAUUUGCCUGCACACUCCUCUUUACACUAGCUUGUAGCCUAACAUUGCAGGUGCAGUAGAAGUGACAGGUAAUAUAGGAGCUAUUCAACGCUCAAACACUAAUAUCUUUGGGGGUAUGAUGAAAACUAAUAUAACUAGCUUUCUUACGAUAAUUGCAAUCCUUGCAAGAUGCUUGUUCCAGGGUCUGGCCUGCAGAGCGGGGGCUCGGGGGGCGGAGCUUGAAAUUGUGAUGUAGAAAAUCCUACUGUGUCUGGUUCACAGCGCUUUAAAUGCAUAAAUACUCAGAAAUGCAAUUUUGCACUUAGUUUUCUCAUGAUGCGUCCUCUAGCAUCAGAAAAAUGCCUUAUGAACAUAAAAACAAAAGAAACAUGAUUUUCAUCGGAGUGGGUCUUUGUUAAUCGAAGUUAUUCCUCAUUUGUAUAGUACUGGAGAUUCCAACUGGUACACAUGAGUUGCCUUCUUUUACAAACAUGGGAAGUAUUAAGACUAUUACACACAUAAUUACCAUCAGCUGAAUGUCUGCUAUCCACCAGCUUGUUGCCUACUUGACUCAGUUAAAGCGAAUAAUUCUGAUCGUAGUGUAAGCUUUAUUUGCAUUUGGAUGUCACAUGUUAUGUGGGAUAGAAAUUGCAUAAUCUUUAAUGUGGCCCUAAUGCUUCGCCAUAGUCUUUCAUUACGCUUGCUGAAAUUUCCAUGAAUUACACUCAUUUAACAGGUUGUGACGUUGAUUUAGAUGUUUCUAAUAUCAGGAGCAGGGUCAUAAUGUUUGGCGAUUGUUUGUUUUGCCGAUUCAUGCAGUUUACAGGACAACAGCUCCUUGUCAUUUUCUCUCUCCGUUGACUCCGCUAGUAAACAAAUAAUAAAUGUCCCACUUUCUGCCCCAAGGCUGCGCGUGCAUACCUGCGAUGACGUUGCACAGAAACCCGUCUAUUGGACACUGUGUUCGUUAUAUUGUCAACUUGAAUAUAUCUCAAAUGAAGCCAGUGUAGGAUUGAGAAAACACUGAUUUGGACACAGCCUUUAGAUUACACAUCACUGCUAUCAGAACUUUCAUCUGCUGAGUUGCAAUAAAUGGCGAAAACACUGAUUUGGACACAGCCUUUAGAUUACACAUCACUGCUAUCAGAACUUUCAUCUGCUGAGUUGCAAUAAAUGGCCGUAAACAAUGAGAUCUAUCAAUAUUUACAGCUUUACUAAUACUAGAAGUCUUCAACUCGAAGCCCUAAGGGUGUCUGUAAACACUGCAGUGCUGUGAGCCAAGUGUUAUCAUUGACAUGCUAUCAUGCUAACAGUUAGCAAUGCUGUAUUUGUAACUUUUAUUAAUAAUAAUGUCAAUAAUGAAGGCAAAACACUUCAAUACUCACUGGGAAUUAAAAGACAAUUCAUCUUUUAGUUGAUUAAUCAUAUAGUUGAUUAAUUUGCACACAGAGAAAGACCCAUUAAGUGACUGUCGCUGUAGAUAUGCUAGAUUGAUAUGACAGAGAAGAUUAAAAUCUAGAUAUGCUCAUGUCACCUUGCAGAAAAUUGGUCUUGACAUAAUUUUUGCUCAUUUUUUCACAGAUGUUCUGCCACACUAUUUGACCUGCAGCUUUGCUUUCUUUUUGUGUUAUUUCCCAGUGGUUAGCAAACAGCUCUCAGAUGCUACUGCAUCAGGCAUAUGUAUUUCAUUAUGAAUAGGGAUUUGGAAAAGUAACUGAGUGAGAAAACCAUAUUUCCAAGAUAUGAUAAUAAACAAACAUGCUUUUAAUCAAUAAUAUAUUUUAAAAAAAAUCACAAUUUACAUUAGAAUUUUGUUAUUAAUUGACCAAACUUCGUUUCAGUUAUGUCAGUUUGUGAGUUUUUGCUAUUAAGCACGUUCCCAAUCUCAAAACCUAUCAUUAAUCAUUUCCCACUUUGAAGUAAUUUGAGAAUAAACCAGUAUUAUGCAAAUUACUUCAGCCAAGACAUCCUUUUUAAUUACUGCAAUUAUGUCUACAAUGUAAACGCUGUCAUUUCGGUCUAUUGUAGCCAUUAGGAUGAAGCCUGUUCAUACUCUACUUUUGCUUACCUCAGGAGUAUGAGUAAAGAAACCUUGUUGUUAUGCUGUACUUACAAUUUGAAGAAAUUACAAUCACAAUGCAGACUAGCCAGGAAAUGCGGCUGCUGAUGAGCUUUUGUUACACAGCGUGGAGCCGAAUCGUGUCUGAAGGUGAUAUUUUGAUCUAGGACAGUUUGCACUUACUUGAAAAUAUCAGUUUAAAGAGACGAGUGAGUUAUUGUUAGAUUAUUGUGAGAACGGUUUGCAAUUCUGUAUGCUUUUGCUUCCCAGCACUGAUUGUUUGUUCUGCAUAAGCCAGAGCUUGCUGGUACAUGAUUGGGCUAAAGCUGUGAAGACAGUUAUGAAUUAUGAUCAGUUUUGCAGGUUUUGCACAGGAAGAAAAGAAAAUGAUACAAUCAUCAGAUUGUUCUUGAAGUAGAUUUCUGCUUCCCUGUAGUGAUUUUGUUUGUCUUCUAUUGGUGAUAAAAGAUGUGACAAGCCAACAAGUCUGUCGUUGUUUGAUAAAUCAAGUAACUGAUUGCUUCAGGGGCUUUUAUCGGCAGAUUGAGCUGUAAGAGAAAUGCUGCAGUCUGGACCAAUCAACAUGUAACAACUAGAACAGUGCAAAACACAACCUAGCAUAGUUUUCUUGUUGGACAGAAGACAAGACUUUCUGCGCUGAUCUCAUUACCACUACAGGUUUAACAAGAAUCUACUAAUUGGCUUUGUUUGCUGCAUGUGGGCUAAGAGGUUUAGUUUGGCUGCGUUUGAAUUAACUACACUGUGAGAGUGAGACACAGUGAAAGAAAUAUAACGUCAAAUAUUUUCUGUCAAAUAGGCGCUUCUGUAUUUUAAGCUCUUAGCUCAGCGACAGCUUCUUCUCCCGCUGGUUUUCUCUUCCUGUUUUCGACAUACAGAAUCCCGAGACAGAGAGGGAGACAUGAAAAGUGAUACUGGAAAAAACGGGUCUCGAGACUCACCAAUCAAUAUAUGUAGGAAAGUUGAGCCGGGGAGAAAGACGCAGAGAGGCGGAGACGUGAGACAGAAGGGAACGAGGGAGGAGAUAAGAAGGUUGAGUGUGAAGAAAAAGUCAAAUAAACGUGAAAGAAGGACGAUGAUACUUGAAAACGAGACGGAAUGAAACCUGAUGGAAGUCAGUACAAUCUCCUGUGCUGUUAAAAGUUGAAGAGCCUGUCUGGUUCUCAGCCCGUCACCAUGACAACGCUGCUGGCAAAAAGAGAGAGAGGGAAAGAGAGAUAGAAAGACGGCGAUUGAAUAGGAGAAAUAAACACCGAAAAAAGGUGGAGAAGAACUCUAGGAUGUUAAAGCUCUGAAGAAGUGUGUGCACAUGUGUUGGAUAUGUUGGAGUGCGUGAGACGGUAUCUUUGGGUCUGUCAGCCUCUGUCAGUAGCAAUGAAAUCAGUCAGCUUAUCAGUGUGUGUGUAAGGGGUACAAAGGGCAGCUUUAUGGCCACCAUCAGAAAGGCCUUCAUUUGGUCAGGCCAAGAUUGAAUAGGCUGAUAGCAACUCUCGCCCAUCAUAACACGCACCUCUUUAAAAAGAGCCGCACAGACACCAAACAGACCUUUGACAAGCUGAGGUGUGUUUAUGUCGGGGAAAACUCAUCAGCCAGUACAAUGGAGGAAAAAAAUGGGGGAGGUAGACGUCAUGUGCCAUCAAUCUUUUCAUCGUAAAACCAUCCAAGCGUUCUUUUUAUAGAGCUCUGCCUCGUCUCAAACGAACAUUUCUGCCUCUUUGCGUUUCAUUUUGGUCUUCUCUGUGAAACGUUGAAAAAAAUGAUGUUUCUGACCAAAUCUAACAGUUUAUUUAACAAGAUUUAUUCAGUGGUUGAUGUGAAGGUUACACAGUUCUUCUGAGUGGGGAUGAUUUAAUCCAAACAAAGGUUAAAGUUCCCCCCCGAUCAUUUUUUUAACUAUUUAAAGUGUUCUUGGUGGUCUUUAAAUUGUGAUAAUACAAAAAAUCACAUUACCUGUGUCAUUUUCAAUGGCUUUUCUUCUGCAGAGCUCUCGUAGAUCAUUAGCUUCUAAGUCGUGGGCAGAGACACGUCUUCACACGUCUUCACGUUAGCUUGCAGCAGGGGCGGACUGGGACCAUAAUUCAGGCCAAGAGUUUGACUCCAUCCAGGCCAGGCCAAUACACACUGACGCAGAAAUGCCGACACCGGAGUAAAGUUUUGAUCAUUUGAAGCAAGAUUUAGUGAAUGUAAUGCUAAUAUGAAGAAUUCAACAUUGGCAACAUAACUGCAAAUUAAAUAUGAAGUAAUUUGACAGGUGCUUUAUAGCCUACUGAACUAGAUUUUACAGAAAGAUAUUUGUCAUGGUUAUAAAAACUCCAUAUUAGUCAUGCCUUUAACCAUUUAACUAAUUUAAACUAAGAAUGUAGUCUACCACAUCGCUCUUGUAUUAUAAUAAAAUGUUGUUUAGAAAAAGUCAAAGUUCUCGAGAGGCAUAAAACUUGGAUUAGCAUGCACCGCUAGCAUCGUAGCCGUCUCGGUGUCGGUCAGCGACCUUAUUAAACUCAAACAAUGACAUCUUAGAGCGACAGCAUGAAAAACACUUUGCCUUUUGACGUUGCCUCAGGGGGAGGAGGAGAAAGAAACACGCAACGCCAGGCCAGUGGGAAUCGGCCUGGUGAUCCCGAUGGUCCAGUCCACCACUGGCUUGCAGCCUAACAUUGCCGGUGUAGUUGAAGUAGCAGGUAACAUAGGAGCUAUUCAGCUCUCGGACACUAAUGUCUUUAGGGACACGAUGAAAGCUAAUUUCAUAAUUAGCUUUCUUACAAGCACACGCUUGUUCCGCGAUCGUCCUCUGUAUUUCUCCUCUAAAUGCAGAGUGUGGCCUGCAUAGCGGGGGUGGAGCUUGGAUUGGUUAUGUAUGAACUCUCACUGUUUCUGAACCUGCCGUUUGGGUCUGCCAGAGAUUCACAGCGAUUUGAAUGAAGAAAUACUCAGAAAAGUAAUUUCACAUUAAGUUCAAAAAAAUGCCACAUGAACAUAUAAAAAACAAGAAAAACAUGAUUGUCAUUGGAGUGGGUCUUCAAAAGGAAAAAUCACAAUUCUAAACGAUCUCAAAACAGUCGUCUGCCAUCAGUUAAUAAUUCUAUCAUUUAUGCGUCCACAGUCUAGUCUCCUUUGACGACUCAGGUUAACUCAGGGAUCGAAUUCAUCAACACCACACAAGCCGUUCAUCCUCAAACAUCAGCAUUAGUCAUUGCAGUUGUUAUGAAGGGAAAAGGGAGUGUGAGGCCUACGGGGUGGAGCUUUGUAGCCUUGGUGGGAGUAGUACAAGCAGGCAGAAUGUGAUGCAUGUGACAGACUUGUGAUUUAACACAAUCUAAAGACUUGUGUAAUCUGUGUAGCCAGCACCCUGCCAACAGUACACACCUGGUCUUAUAUUCUCAUCAGAUUAUCGUGCAUCUGUUUUUUGGUCUCACGUAGCCCAAGAGUCCAAGUCUCAUCUCUAAAACCCCUGCUGUUUUAGCACCCGAAAGCACUCCCCUGUGUUUGUAUAUAAAGAAGCUGUUGUGAUUGUUUAGUGUGAAAUCCUCCUGACGGCCAAAAUAUCUCUCUUGGAUUUGAAUGUGUGUCCAAUUUAAGUUUCAUUUGUGUUUCAUGUGUUUUUGUUUCAGAUUUGGUUCCAAAGCCACUCCAUGCAAAGCGUUCAAGUAUGUGUCCUUUCUCACACCACAUAUCUGCAAUCAGAGUUGGAAAUAUUCCUCUAUUAACUUAAUAUGCAUGUCCAUCCUGGUGUAAUCCUUCAAAAUCAAAAUGAGGAACAAUCAGUAUGAUAUCGAUAUGAUUAUUGGUCAUAAUUAAUGCUCCCAUGAUUAUAUUGAUAACUAUAUUAAUCUUAAAAUGAAUUUUCUUUUAUUUUGAUUAUUUCCCUUUUGUUUUCUUUUAGUCAAACUGUUUUGGCUUAAUCUAGCCUUUUUUCAGGCUCUACACUUAAUUUAUGAUACCUCUUUAAAAGCUCUACAUGAUUUUCAGAUCAAAAAAGACACAUUUCUCCCGCUGGAGACCUAGAAACCCUCAUUUUUAGCCUCUGCCUGAAAUACUUAGUUUUAAACAUUUUGGGCCUCCCCUUCUGUUGUGGCCACGGGUCAGUGAGAUUUCAUGUGAUUUUCAAACUGAACUGUUUUGAGCAGUUUACCUUCCUUCAGUAUGGACACCAAACAUUUUAACUUAACAAUUCUGUAGUAAAUAUGAAAUAUCAUAAUGUACGGUGGCCGAGAACCGCCACUGCUGCAAACAAAAAAGAAUGCAAAAAAAAAAAGAAGCUACAACAGAAGUUACUGAUAAAUAAUAAAGAAACUGAAGCCCGCUUCAAAUAGAAAAAGAACCGGUGCAUAUUGAAAAAAAGAACCACAACGGAAGUUAACCAUGCAAAAAAAAGUGGCGAUGCAAAAAAUAAGAUAAAUAAAGUUACAUACUGCGAAAAUAAAAAGAUGCAAAUAAAAAAGCCACAACCGAAGUGAGCUGCCAGGGACCAAUAAAGAUGAUGCUCCGGUGUUUUACGAUCUUGGCACAGAAGACGACGGUGAAAAGACGAGCAAAUAAGUAAGUGGAAAGGUUAUUGUUUAAUUUUGCUUCGUGUCAUUUGGUAAGGCCAUGUAGCGCCGGAGUCGAUAUGAAGUUGAUCUGAAGGGUGCCGGUGUAGUGUUAGCUCCAGUUCAACUUCAUAUCGACUCAGGCUGACAUGGCCUAAACAAAUGACAUUGAGCGGAAUUAAACAAUAACUUUUCCUCUAACGUCUUUUUUUGAGUUAUUGACUUCCGUUGUGGCUUUUUUUUUUUUUCUUUUUUUAAACGGACCGUUUUUUUUUUUUUUUUUGCAGCAGGCUUUGGUUUCUUUUUUUUUUUUUCAUCUGUAACUUCCGUCAGGGCUUUUUCUUUUUCUUUUCUUUUUUUUUUGCAUUCUUUUUUAUUUGCAGCAGUAGCGGUUCUCGACAACCAUAUUAAUGCGCCCUUUUUAAGUGUAAAAGACAUUGUACAACGUGUUUCAUCUUGCUUGUUUAUAAUCUUGUUUCUGGAUCAAGAAAUUUUGAUAAGUUAGAGGAUAAGUGAACUUAAAGGCCCUGAUGAUUGAAUUAUCACAGUAACAUUAUUGAACCGUCAACACCUAGAAGUCCCAAAGUUACAGCUAAUAUAUCAUUUAACAUGUUAAACGAUUCAAAAGCCAACAUGUUAAUUACAAUGAACAUUUGUCUUCAUUUGACUGCUAAUGAUCCACAUUUCUGCUAUCAGUUUAAAUUCAUUUAUACGAAAUGAUCCCAGCAGGAGCAAUCUUCUUGUCUUGUGGGGGAAGGAAGCAGGACAGGAAGUGAUUAUGGAAAAUGGCCAUUAACCCCACUGCCUGGGUUAAAUGGCUUUCUGUUAGCAAUCAACCCCACCCUCUCUCUGUAGUUUUCUUUAGCAUGGCAGUCUCAGAAUCAGAUUCAGAGCCAAUUUCCUAACCCGUUUGAUCAAAUUAAUCAGAGUAAGAGGACAGAAAAGAAAAGAUGUUCCACAAAUAAAAAAUCCUUGAUGUAAAAUCAAACUCUACAAAGAUGCUUUCUGUACUUCACUCAAGUGGGAAACAUGCAAGGUUCUUCUUUCAGAAAUCAAUACAGUAUUAUAUUAAAGUCUUAUAAAAAAACUAUCUAGAAGCUCGCGUUAAAUGCAAACAUGCUACUCGAGGAUGUUCACUCUACAUGCUUUACUAUUUGUUGAGCAGGAUGUUACAGACCAGAUAAUACUGCAAGAUCUUAUGACUUAGCAUGAUGAAUGUAAACAAAGUAAGAUCGAUGAGUAGAUAGUGCAAACACAGUUGAUGCCUUUAGCAAUUUUUAACAGCAUUUAAAGCAUGUAAAAAGUAAAAUCAGACUUCUGUGGAAUUUUUUUACUGGAAAUUUUGAAUGAUUGCAUUUGAGAUUAAUAUUACUGGAAUGAAAAUAGACUCUUUCUAUGUGGAUUUUGCUCUAAAGUUGCUUGUGUAAGGUUAGUUUAUGUCUCACUAAUCGUGAUGCUUUGCUGGCUUGAAGACUGGAGUUAAAUUAGUCAAGAUAAUUUAUAAUGUAAUUAAUUUAAAGACGUCAAGCAAUGUUCUCUUCGCAGCAAGUUCGAGUGAAUAAAAUGUAUUGCUGCUUAUCAGAAAAUCUGUGUAGAUAUUAACAUAUCAAUAACAGGCCAAAAUUUGCCCUAAAAUAUUAAUAAUGUCUUUAUUUUUAUAGCACUUUUUAAAACAGAUUUACAAUUAUGACAACAUAGGGGAAAUAAAUCACAAAUCAUAGAGUUGGCUCUUAAGAUUCCCAUUAGAAGGGGUAAAAUAAAAAAUAAGCAAAAGAAAAAGAAGGGGAAAAGGAAAAAAGAUUAAUACUCUACCCAAUCAGGCUCUAGUAAAACUAAUACUGACCACAGACCUUUUUUACAUGAUACCAAUUAUUAUUCUGGCUGGCGUUUACUACAGCUGCCACCAAAUGAACUGCAUAUGUUCUUCAAAUAGUAACACAAUUGUGUUGUGUUUAUUAGAGCCUGAAGUCCUGUGACAUGACCAUACAGGAUUCCUAAAACGGUCUGGUUACACCAAAAACCCCAUUUACCCCCGUGGUUAACAAGGUAUCAGAUCUCAGCCAUGUGUAAAUCCAAUAUGUGCAAAGUUCCUGCAGUAACCUUAAUGCUCCCUGCCGACUCAACAUACGGACAAAAGGUACAAGUGUUGGCAGAGACUAACAAUUCCUCCCCCAAAGCAGUGAUUCUUGUCCGUUAACCUGGCUUAUAUAAUCUGUUAACACCUGCACUCGGAGAGUCUAAACACUCACUAAAGUAAAGGAUAACAGCUAAGGUUGAAUUUUGUAAUUUAAUUUAUUCUGAAAUGGUCAGAUACAGCUAGAAAGGUUGGUUUUGAUUGACUAGAAAUGGCCAGUAUCCCAGGAGUUCAACACAAUAGAGUCCAGAAAAGGUAGAUGUGGAGCAUAUUGAGCUGCAGGCCUGAGGGUACAAAUACCUCAUGGAACAGUGAUCAGAUGUGUGAGUCAGUCAUACUGACGGGCAGGCUGCAGCUAAUCAAAUACCAUCUCAGUCCAUCAGCAGUGUAGCUUCUCAGAAAACAAAACCCAGAAGAACAACAAAAACAUGUUUAUCUUCAAUCAAUUUGGCAAAAACGAACAAUAAAUGGGAGCCCAUGGUAACAAUGAUUGGCUGAAUGAAAACUGCACAUAUGCUGACUGACAAAUCCCGGUUUUUGUUUGUCAUGCUGUUUAGCUGGCUGAAGAUUUGGCAUGAAUAACGCAAAACCAAUCAAUGCACGAUGCAUGUGUCAACAGUACAAGCUGUGCUCUGAUGGUGAAAUAAUGCUACGUAUCCCAGGAGCUCAUAUAGGAGAUAUCAACCCAUCAAAUACGUGAAGAAUAUGAGAGAAAAAAAAGGAAAAUCAAUCAUAGAGAGCAAAUAAUUUAGCAGUAUGUCAUCAUAGGCUGAGAUUUAUGCAGACACCAGCCUUUGGAAGUGGAAUUUCUUGGAAACCGCAGGGUGUUUGCUGACAUUUCAGAGAUGUAGCAGGACUCAGAGGUUUAUCUCAGUUUGCAUACUUACUCGUGUUGUCCUAACCUCUACACUUGAAGACCCAGUAAAAUACGAGCAUCUCUUCUCAGCUCUGGAGCUUUUCCUUAAUUUGGUUUACAAGCGUGGAGGGUAAAGAGUACAUUUGCUAGAAUAGAUCUGUUUAUUCACACAUCAACACAAGGACCUCUUCAGAAAAUCAACAAUCACAAACUGCUUACCCAUCAGGCCACUACCUUCGAGGGCCCUCAGCGCAGACAUGACCUUUAACCAGCAUUGUGGGCCCACUAUAAUGAAAGUGACAUUAAUAAUUAGGGUUAUUAAUUUUAUUUUUUUUACUUUCUUUACAAUGUAUGACACAAACAUACACAUUAAGUGUCAAACGCUAGUGUUACAAAAACAAACAAUAACAGGCUGCUGGCCUAGCUUUCUGUGAGUGUGUGUGUGCCUCACAUAUAUACAUAUAUACAUAUAUACACAGGUUUAGCAUUUUGUCACCUCAAGGAUACCAUUUCAUUGGCUGUGUCUGAAACGAAUCACUCAAUCCCUAACCCCCAUAUGGAGAUUCACUAUAUAGCUGACUAUGCAAUGAGCUCAUUCACCUGAGGUUUCGGACACUACAUGGCACACUGUUGUGACAUCACUGCUCAGACUGUCGCGUCUGAAGUUGCGGCUGUUGUUUUUACAUCUCUUGAAUUUUAUGAUGUUGUAUAGAUGUAUUUGUUUUUCCAGGAUGUUUGUGAAAUAAAAUAAAUAAUAAAAAUAAAAAAUAAAUUAAUAUUUUAUUUAAAAGGCCUUAUAUUUUCAUGCAAAAUAUUGUUUGCUGCGUCAUAUUGUGCACGAGACUAUAUGAUGCAGCAAACAAUGUUUUUCAAAAAUUAUACGGAUCACUUGCCAGUGAAGUGAAGAUAAAAAACUUACGUUGAAAAUGGAAAAUAGAGCUCGGGUUCUGUCUUCUUUGUCAGACUACGCCAUCUACUGGCGAUCGAACGGCCAGUAGCUCCUCCAUUUUUUAAUUGCCUCUGGAGACGCAAUGCAUGACGGGAUGCCCACCACCGUUGAUUGACCAUCAGAUGGUCAACAAUCACUCAGGUUUCGGACACCCCUCAAAAUGGCGCUAACCCCCAUAUAGUCGCCUAUAUAGGGGUUAGGGAUCCAUUUCGGACACAGCCAAUGAUACUAAGGACUUCUGGUUUUGUUACAUUAGCUGCAGCCAUGCUUCUAUUAUCCGAUAUUUGGAUCGGAUAUCAGCUCCGAUAUUGACAAAUCAACUGGAUCCGAUAUCGGAUGAAUGACGCCGAUCCAGCGUUCCGAUCCAGUUUUUUUUUUUCCUUUUCAUUAAUUUUUCUUUUAAUACAUGGAAGUCUUAAUUCUGUUUGCUGUAUGCUAAUGUGCAAAUAGUUUUUUGUAAAUAAUUAAUAAUAAGUACAUUUAUAUCUGCGUUAAUUUGUUACUUAUUUUUUAACAAGGCUCAGUCAAGCCUGAUGCCUUUACUCACAGAGCAAGGUAUACAGAUAAGCAGAAAUUCAUUAUUUUUUAGUAUUUUUAGUAUUAUUUUACUUUAUUAUUAAUUCAGUUCAAUUCAGUUCAUUCAUUCAAUAGUAGUAUUGGAUUAGUAUCGGAUAUCGGUCAUUAUGCUCAGCCCAGGUAUCGCUAUCGGGUUGGAUCGGAAAACAAAUUGGAUCGAUGCAUCUCUAGCCUGUAUUAAGAACCUUUUAAAGGCUCUUUACCACAUUUACCACACCGAAAGGAGACUGCUUUGAAUAUCUAUAUCUAAAUAAAAUAUAACUUUAAAUCAACUUGACAUUAAUGAUAAGUUCAAUUGACAGUAAUUAUAGCAUCAGCUGGUUCUGUUAAAGGAAUUUUUUUCAUCUCCACCGUAUUUUGCUAAAUGCUGCUCAGUGUCACGCUCGUGUGGCUGAAGAUGGGAUGGGAGUGAGUCUAAUCUUUAACGCUGGCGCUAAAUCUUAUCCCAUCUUCACUCUCGGUCUUUGUAAAUAUGAUGAAAGAGUAUGGCCUGGACCAGCUUUUUGGUAUGCUUGAGAUAACAUUUGUUGUGAAUUGGCGCUAUAUGAAUAAAGAUUGAUUGAUAACACUGUUGACAGGACUUUGUGACGUGUAUCUGGAGUGUUCAUUCUAAUGCGUUCAACCACUUCAAAAAUCUUACAGGAUUCCUUGUGGAUGUGAGUUGACCUCAAAAAACAUCUGCAGCGUAGUCAGUGUGUGGCUCCUACUGGGCCUCCGCUCACACUAUAAUAAAUAAUUGAGCACUGCUGCUGUAAAAUAUAAACAAACCUAUGGGCUCUCUGGGAUAUUGAGAUGGAGAACAUUUGCCCGGGGAUUUCACUUCCAGCCGUGGUAAUCAAAUGUUAUUCAGCCACAGCAGUAAUCUUUGUGUGUCUGAAUGUGUGUGUCUGUCAGUCAGACUGGAUGGUUGAGUUGUUUUCUAUUGCACGCCGUCUCUGAAUGGUGCUGGCUGUCCAUCUAUCAGCUUGUUUUUCUACAUGAGUUAUUGACUUAAUAUCCAUCUUAGCUUCUGUUCGUCAGUCACCUUUUCUGUCUCACCCUUAGAAUCAACAUUGUAGAGGCGAGAUCUGAUAAAUAUUUACAAGGUUACACUUUUAGAUAAACUUCCAAACCCUUCUCAAGAAGAGCUGAAAAAACGAAUUGUUGACUUCAUUCAUUAUUAUCAGCUCUGUCACAUUUGAUCUAUUGUUGUCACAUCCCAUCUGUUGUUGUUGGAUUUCUCCGGAGAGUAAAUGUAUUCUCAUUUACUUAUGUCAGAAUGAUAGUUGUUUUUUUUUCUCUGUCACCCUCUGAAUGAGGUAUGAAAAUCAACCAUUGUGUUAGAUGAACAGUAAAGGCAGGUUUAGUUAUUACAACCAAAUUUAAUGUAAACUGAACAUAAUUCAAGUUUUGUCAGUUAAACAUUAUGACCACUGAUAGAUGAAGUAAAUAUCUUUAUAGAAUAGAAUACCAACUUAAAUAAAUGUAAUAAUUAAGAAAAACAAACUGUAAAAGGUGUGGGGUUUGACAAUAAAGUUCCUUAAACCUCUAAUCCUUGAAAUUAGAGGAGCAACUAAAACAAGGAACAGACUGAAAUGGUUAGACGUUUUGUACAUUUCUAAAAAAAAAUGCAAUGCCGAAGUCCGAAUUUUUUUGCAAAAACUGAGAAACUAUUUUUUGUAAACACUCUUUUUUCUUUUUCACUCAACAUUGUUAAAUUGUAACCAAUAAGUGUUCACUUUAUAAUGUUUAUUUUUUUGCGCUUUUUACUUUUGAUGCAACAUUUAACAAUAUAUUUAUUUAUUCAAUUUUAUUUCAGACCCACCCACAGGAUGGUCCAUGUCAAAAAAGUAAAUAAAAUAGAAAUAAAAAGAUAAAAUAAAAUAUUAUCAGACAUCUCUUGUUUUUCCUAAAAUGAGUAUUAAGUUGUGAUAAAUUCACUGAAAUUUUGCUGGUACUUUUUACAUCUGAAUUUUAGUAUUUCAGGGUCUUAAAAAAGUCUUAAAAAAAACAUCAAAUUAACUUUAAAAUUUGUGCAAGAACCCUGUAAUAUUUAUAUUUCAAAUCACAACAUUUUCAAAAAUUUGUACAUUCCCUCAAAGCUUCAAGCUGCACUAACAAUUAUUGAUACAAUUACAAUGGAAAACUAACAAUGUGCAAUACAGUUGUUAAUGUGUGAAAGGUUUCAUAACUCUUAUUUUCUGUAGUUUCCUCAGCUCCACACAGAGCCACAUGGUGUUUGCUGCUUUACUGCCCACAACUUUGCUGCUUUGUUAAAUCUCAAGCAGUCUUGAGCAGGAGGUUUUUGCUGCCCACCAUACUAUCUGUUCAAAAUUGAUUUGUAGACUGACAAAAAUAGCAUAGGCUAGCUACUUAAUUUGAAAGUAGGAGCAUUUAGCAGCUUACAAGCUACAAUAUCACCCUGAGAGUUGGUGGAGACCAGAAACAGCUGAAAUAGAUUCAAAGUUGAACUUGCACUUGAAAGGAAGAUGGAAAGCAGACUUGAAGUUAAUACGAAUUUGACACCAUGUUUGAAGUGUAAUUAGAUAUUGGCGUACUUUCUUGCUUCAACUUGAUCGGUUUUGUCUCAAGCUCUUCGCAUUGGGCAACAUUAGUCGAAAUAGUGUUGUGUCGUUUGCAAACGAUUUGUUCAAAAGAACCGAAUCUUUUAAGUGAACAUACUGAAUCGAAUCACUUCGGUUCUCCAAAGAAGGUCCCAGGCUCCUCCCACCACUGAAUAAUUCGAUGAACGAAUCUUUUGAACGAAUCUUUUUAGUGAACUGAUUCUAGUGAUUCAGUAGAUCUAAAAGAACUGCUGUGCCCAUCACUGAUCAAAAAGAAAGCGCUAUAAAGGUUGUCUCUUCAGAAGUUCAGUUUUUGUUGUUGUUUCUUUAGUCUUGUGUAAAAAUGUAGUUUGAAAAAAAGUCAUAAAAACAUGCAUUGUGGUAGUAUUUUUCCAUAUCCCCCUUGAUAUUGGAGUCUUAUAUUUUGUUGUUCUUGUUCACCCAGGUGGGCGUCGCCGGUCUGAACCAGAUGAGGCGGAGCUACUGAGGGUCAGCAGACGAUUGGUCGAAGAUGCUGUCAACCGCGCCUUACAACAAUACAAACAGGAAGCUCUCCAAAAUGGGGGCGGGCCUAAUGCCAUGGCUGUGAAGCCCCCUGACAAUACCGAGGAAGCUGAUGCAAAGACAGACAUUACCACAAACGCCACCACAGACAACAGGAAGUGACAUCGUCAGACUGAGGAAAACAGACUUGAAAAGCAGCCACCCAGAAAACAUCAGCCAGGCCAGGCAGACCAGGAGAAGAGUCAGUAAGCCCUGAGCACUACAGCCUGAACUGGCACAACUCGUCAGCCCAGUUCGCUGACCAGUCAACAUAGCUAGCUAGUCAUGCUAGCUAUCCGCCCAACAGAGCUAGCCUGAGACAGCGCUAGUUAAAUGUAGCUUGAGUGCAGUGCUAUGUGACUGACCCUUCAAGCUAGCUAGCUAAUCAUGCUAGCUUACAAACUGACUCCUGUACCCUACAUCCAAUGACAAAGGAUUUAAUCCCUCCAUUUCCUGCUCAGCCGUGGGUCCAAAUACACUCCUGGAGACACACACACAAACAUAGAGGUGUAGGGUUUCCUCUGGCAUGUGGCCCACUCACUGCCCUUUCAAAAUAAGAUCAAUCAUGUAUUUUGGUUUACCAUUUCUCUGAGAAUAUUUGUGUUGUUUCAUGAAGGAUUAUGCAUGUCCCUGUCUUGUGGAAGAUUCUUGAAGAUGACAUUUGAAGUUUGAACUGGAUUGUCAAAUUUUGGUUAAAAGUAGAGAGGGUUGUUCUGGUCUGUGGCUCAAAUAUUGUUUUCUUGUUUUCAUAUUGUGGCUUCAAAGCACUUACAGCUCAGUUUAAAAAUAAUCUGUAAUAAUUUAAUUUAACUUUUUCAAAGAUGUCUGCCUGCAUACCAAACUCACUUUUUGUCUGCAUCCUGAAGUGUUCCGGCAAUAGCUAUAUUUUGAGUAUUACACAUACUAUAUUUGUAUUACUGAAGGUUGUCCAGCAGGGGCAGCACUGUGACAUUCAUUCAGUGAAGAUUAUUUAAUGAGCUUUAAUUGUACUUGUUUUAUAAAGAGAAUAAGUAAUUACAAUCUCAGUCUAGACCCUUCUGCUGUUAUCGCAUUAAUUAAUGGACACUAACAGCAUAAAAGAUGCCAAGUGAAUUAAGGAGACUUAAUUAUUGAUGCUUAAAAUUAAACAAGUCAGCAACUCUGCUACAAAACACUACAUGGGGCCAGGAAUGCAUUUUUUGUCCAUUAAUGCCAAAACCUCCUCUAACAACGUCUGUUUUGUUGAGAUACAAGUAUUGGAUUAGUUACUACUCCUGCCUCUUUCAAUAUGAUUUAUUAUUUUUUUGUUUUUUUUUCUCGUUAUUUGUUUUCAGUUUACUUUAGUGAAAUGAGUUUGAAGCAGCAGCACAGUGUCAACAUGAUUUAAUCUGUUUGUCUUUUCAAUCCAUUCAUAAAUCUCUGAGUCUGGAUUACAGCCCGCCUGUUUGUUUGAGGCUCAGUAAAAUAUUGAAAGCAUUAGAGCUAAUCUGAGGGGCUUUUAUUUUGUAUUAUUGUACAUGUAAGAGCAGUUAGCCAGAUGCUAAGUCAUGGAGGUAAACUCAAAUGUCUCCUGCUGUCAGCAGAAAAACCCUCCCGCUCUUAAUUUAGUCGUCUUCCACCCAUUUAUUAUUUAUUAUUUGUGUUGUUUGAAUUAGAAAAUGAAAUUGGACUUCCCUGCUCUGCGUUUGACCCCACAGCUCAUGAAUCCACUGCAAAAACACUCUUUGGAGUUCGUAGGAAGACUUCUUUAAAACUUCACUUCUUGAAGAUGAGGUUUUCGACCAACAGCAAUGAUUAUAUCAACAGUUUUGAAAAAGAGGGUGGUUUAAACCCUGAUGUGAAAUCAUUUUUUUUUUAUUCUUUGUAGCUAGUAUUUAUAAUGCUUUGGUUAAAAAAAAGAAGACAUUUGAUUUUUAAAAGCUUUCAGUUUGCUUUUACAGGUGGGAAAAGCACAAUAUUUUGAUGAAUCACUUUUAGAAACGUCUUUGUUUUUACUUUUCAAAAGAGCAGAUAAAGAGAAAUACAUGCUGUUAAAUCAACCAACCUCUCUUCAAAGUGGCCUUAAGUCACGAAUACAAAUUGAGGUUUUGUUUCUGCGUACUUAAAUAACAAUGCAAAGGUUUGUACUUGAUGAUGAUGGCUCAUUUUACAGUAAGAUUUCCGUAAGUUUAAAAACAAAAAAAUCAGCCUGUAGCAUAAAAGUUUGAUUUUUGAAUUCAGUGUCAAAAUUGUCCACCUUUGUCGUUUCUUUGACAAUAUUCAGCAACACGAGGUUAAUGUCCUCUUGUGUGAAGAAAAUGUGCCCUCAUCUCUGAAAUCCUCUGAAGGGACUCUUUAUCCUGCAGGCUCACUGAAAUAACCGUAAGGAAGAUGAAUCCUGUCUUCAGGUGGACUUUGAACACUUUUGUCUUGAUCUCUUCUUGUCACCAGAUCCUUAAUCUCCUUGAACCCCCUUUAACUCACAAGUUGUCCUGUUUGCCUGUGUGAUUGGUCGGUUCGUUUCGUCUCUGAGUGCGUGUAUGAGAGGAAGACAGUUUUGAUGUUUGAUCAGUGGUUCCCUAGAGGAUGUCUUGUCUCUUACAAUCAUGGCAACUGGGAGCUGUGUGUGUAUGUGUGUGUGUGUGAGUGUGUGUGUUCAAAUUUGUCUUUCCAUUUGUCUGUGUGUAUAUCUGUUUGUACUGUGUUGUACAUACUGUUCUGCUACAUUUGAACAAUAAAACAGGAUAUGAAACUCAAAACCAAUAUCCUUCUUGUGGGAUUUCAGUCUGGGUGCUCAUGUUUGCUCAUGAUUAUGUGCGCUUCACCUGCACUAUUGACAUGAAGACGGUGGUAGUGUCUCAGCGGCCGUAUUUGAAAAACAAACAGUGUUUUGGUUCACCUGGAGGGGUGUGUUAUUCAAUGUACUUUGCACAAGCUUUGGGUGAACUGGGCAGUACAGUCAACAAACAGUGAGUAAAAAUAAGUCAAGCCAACGUCUCGUGAAGGUAAGCUUUAAUGCAAUCAUGGGAGACUGUUAUGUGUUUAUUUUUUGAGUUCAGAGAAUAUAGCAUCACUUGUCUGUGUAUUAUCCAUCCAUUCAAUUAUUCCAUUCAAUCUAGUAAACGAAAAACAAAAAAACGAGUAAAUAUUUUGUUUGUUUUUCUAUAUAACCAAGAAAUAAAAGGUUAGUGUUUGUUUUCGUAUUUUCAGUUCAAAACAGAAUAUAUAAUAGAGAUGGAAACGAAAACAAAAUAAUAAAUGUACUUUUCGUUUUCGGGUUAUUGAUGUCCCCAUUUGCCACGGUGCCUUUCGGAGGCGGGAUUUAUGACCUUUACUGCAGCCCGCCACCAGAGUGUGCUGUUCUCGGAGUGGCUUCACCCAGCAAGGAGGUAGACAGCGUCCAUUCUAUAUACAGUCUAUGGUUAUAACCUAAGAUUUUGGCGCUCAAACUGCUCUUUCACAUCUUCCGCCAUGGUUACUGUUGCUGAGGAUCGUGGGAAGGCCGAUGUAACCUCCAUGCACGUAUGCUCAAAACAGGCGCACUCAAAAUCAAUAAUUGUAAAUAAGAUUUAUUAUUUCGUUUUUGUUUCCUUCUCUAUUAUAUAUUCUGUUUUAAGCUGAAAAUACAAAACAAAGACUAAUUUUUUUAUUUUUUGGCUAUACAGAAAAAAAAGAAACAAAAUAUUGGCUUGUUUUUUCGAUUACUAGAUUGAAUGGAAUAAUUGAAUGGACGGAUAAUACACAGACCCUCACCCUUUUAAAAUGAUGGCCUACGUCGUCUUUUGACGAAAAUGAGUUUUUGGCCUUAAUCAUAUCUUGGUAAUACUGGCCACCCUGGCAAAAUCGCCUAAAUCCUUAGUUGAAGGGAUCAUGCCAUGAUGAUAAGUGAAUGACCAUUUUAGGUUUUAGGUUUACUACCAAACUACUGCAAAUUAAAAGUUAUAAAUUAUAAGUCAAAAUUAAAAUAACAAAAUUAGCUUAUUUCUUUUUACAACAAUAGCAUUUAUAUAAUUCGCGUGAAAUGUACUUUUAACUGUAUUUUUGCUGCUAGUUAUAGGUUUACCCAAUUCUCUUAUGGUGUUUUCUCACUGUUGCGUAUUUUCUCACUGCUGUUGCAUAUAUUAGGGAGGAAAAACUGACCAUGCACACUUGUGUGUGUGCACCGCAGGUCUUUAAAUGGCUCCUAGUGACAGAUUAUAAUUGAAAAGACAGGAAAGACUUUCCCUAAGGGUUGUUUGCUUCAUCUAAAAUUCAAAUCAAGGACAGAGUCCUGUAGAGGUCUCUGACCAUCGUUCAUAAGAGAAGGUGAUGAAGGCACAUGGUGGCAUCUGCAUGUCCCGGUCAUGUCAUGGUUUCUCAUGAUCAGCAGGGGGCAGGUAGGCGUACAGUGAUUAAUGCACAUGAAUGAGAGUGCUUUUGUUUCACAUUUGAAAAUAUCAAGUAUUAUAAAAGACAGACAAUGUGACAGUAUUGAUGCAUGAAAGCCAAGCAGCAAAAUAACAAUCGAUUUAAUUAAUGUCAAAAUAAAUGAGACAUUUGACUUACAUAUGGGCUUCCACUUCCUGCUGCUGACAUUUAGGGGGUCUGAGGCUAAUGUGGUGAAGUCAGCCUCAUCAUACCGGUGCACAGGCAGAGCUGACACCCGCAUUGUAUUCAUAUGGUGAAUAAAUGCACUGCUAAUACAUCAAAGAGUCAUUUUCAGAACUUCUCUUCAUAUUUUGUACAAUAACCAAGGAUUGAAUAGAGUGUGAGACAGGGUUGUAACGGUGUUACCAGUGUGUAUCCCCGCUAGCUCAUUAAUUUCACAGCCAAUCUCUUUAUGUGAGAACCUGCUCUUCACAUGGUGUAAAUCCUAAAAGGCUGAUACUGUGAUAAAGUUCAUUACUGACCUGGGAGUCUAUGAAGUGAUGGAGCAGACAAUUAACAUUCAGGUAACAGUGAGUAAGUAAGUCAGUCAAUUUUAUUCAUGCAAAUGCAAAAAACUUUCAGGAAUUUAUGUGGAAAUAUCUCGCAAACUUUGAGGAAUUAACCCCAAAAAUCUCAGAAAUACUCCAGCAAACCUCCAAGAACUGUUCUAGAAAUUUUGGUUUAUCUGAUUUUUUUGAUAUCUUUGAAGAAGUUUAUAAAGUUUACAAUCAUCCCACGACAGAGGGGAUGAGGGUAACAGUGACAAUAAAUCCAGCUCUUCUUCUCUUAAAGGGAUAUUGUGGAGUAAAAUUAAUUUAGGGUCAUUUAAAGUUGGUAUAACUAGAGAAGCAAGCAGUCGGCAACAUUCAUCUCUUGAGCGGGUGUCUGACUCGGUGUUACGGUGUGUUUGACCCUAAAUUAAUUUUACAACGGAAUAUCCCUUAAAUUACAUUACACUAUGCAAACUGCUCCUAAAGUACAUUAAAAUACAUCUCUGGAACCUCUCUCUAAUUUGUCUCUGAAGGUGACAGUACAUAUCUGACUUUCAUUCAUCCCUUAAUUGUGGUAUUAAUAGAGCGUGGUUCCAUGAUAACAGAUAUUGAUUUCAGCUUUCCAAACAUGAAGCAUGUUAUCUUGUUUUUCUUUUUCAUUGACUUUCCUGGUGGAGUAGGUCAACCGUGACUUUAUUACAUCACAAUUAAUGCCGUACACUCAGGGCGUGUUAUCCCAUUCUUAUUUCAGUGUGUGUGUUUAUGAGUCAUCAGAUGAUCCCUCUGCUCGGCUCGGUUCAGAUGUAGGUCACUUGAUGUGCUCUUGGGCUCGUGGCUCUCCCAUUAAACUGCAGCCCUAAAUUUGAUGUGGCACCUGGUUGGCCUGUGGCGGUGAGAUGUAUGUAGGAUGCACACUAUUUCAUCUCAUAGCAUGCUCGAGUGAAGCCACCACCACAUAUGUGUGUCUCUGAUUCGGCUCUUCAAGCGUUGCGUGGAAAGCCCAGGCUUAUAUAUAGCACGGCUAUAUAAAAAUCUCACAGACUGGUGUAGAGAGUGAAUGUGUCAUCUUGUAUUGACUUUGGGCUCCAAACAUCUUUUUUUCCUCCCUGAUUUUCAUUGUUGUUCAAGCUCAGUGCUAGUACUGUUUUUAGUUUUAUUCUUUUCCUUCUUUCCACUAUCUUUAAAGCAACAUAAAACAGGGGAAAAGGGACAACAACGAACAUGACAAACAAACAAUUUCCAUGUGUGUUUGUCUUAUUGUAAGUCCAGAGCCAAGAAUAAUAUUAAACAAAUACACCAUCAGUUAACAUAGAACAGGCAUAAUGUGUUAAGCUUUAUUAAAACAAAUCACUUUAGAAAUGUGGUUAUUCCACUUAAAGGCCCGAUUGACGAUUGAAGAGAUUGGUAAUUAUUAUGAACCUCAUUUAUAUGGCGAUCAUUGUCCUAAAGUGCAAGAAUGAAAUGAAUGAAAAAAAAUCUGUUCACCCUAGCAGGUGCAGGGCUGCAAAACCAUUGACCAAUGAGAGCCAUCCGUCCCAGACAGCUCUUAUUGGUCAAUCUCCUGCUCCGCCUCUCCAUCCAACCACCUCGCUGUAUUUGACACACCCCUCUCCUGUAGUUCUGACUCAUCCCCUCCCACUUGCCUGGCCCUCCUAAAAGUGGCUAAAAGUAGUGUAGCUGCUUAGCUACAGGAGCUGUGAUGGAGAAGGACGGAAAAAAAAACCACUUCAGCUUGCCCCAACGCCAAAAGUGGGAAGAAGAUGCAAGCCGACAGAAGAAAGAGCAGGGACGCUUUUUACAAAUCCGCCUGAACGGCUCCGUUUUUUUCAACUGCUUCUCAGAUCAUCAACCAUACCUUAAAGUAUUUCACUUUUGUUUUCCCAUCUUAAAAUCAACCAACAUCCUUAAAAUAACAAUAAUAAUAAUUGUUUAUAUAACAAAAUAAAAAAACAAAGUUUACAAAGUGCUUUGACAGAAAAGAAUGGUAGCCUAUUAAGGAAGUUUAGAAAAAUGGAAUUCAAAGUCAAAAUUGUGAAAAUGUUUGAAUUUAUUAGAGUUUGAUUUUUUUAAGGAGGAAUUUAUGAUACAAGGAGCAAAUUCAGACAGACUGCUAUUAAGAUGUUUAUUUAAGACUUUAUUUUACAGUUUUCUACUAACAAACAUACAACUUCCAAACAUAAACCCCCUCCCCCAAGGCUCUUGAACAAAAAAUUAAGUUAAACAGAAUAAUACAAAAAUAGUCAGACAGUGACCUCUUCUCUUAAGUUCAGAAAAUUGAUGUUUUGACCAUGUUUUAAAAUGGUUGUAACUAUUCAAUACAACUCAAGAUGUAUCACUGAAAGGGAAAACCUUCUACAAAUUCUAUAAAGGGACUCCAGGUAAGGUUGAAGUGCAGUUAAGAUGUUGAUAAUGAACAAAACUUUAUUUUCCUACUAACGCCUUGAGUUAAGUCUUCUAUGUAAGGAACUAAACUAUUCUCAGAUUUUAAAUACGCACUAUGUCAGCCAUAAAUUUCCUACUGAUAAUGUCAAAAUGACCAUUUUAAGCCCCUCUUAAAUAAAACAUUAGUUCUUUUUAAAAUGUUGGAAUUACACACUUAACAGCUAGCGUAAAAAGACAACGUCUGAUUGUUUUUGUUUACAUAUCUCUCUUGCGCGCGCGCACACACACACACACACACACACACACACACACACACACAUGCACAUUCACUGCCUUGUGAAAUCAAUUCUGUACUCACAAACAGUAUGCACGUUCAAGCAUUUUCUCCGUCCUCCCUUCACAUUCAAUUAUUACCAAAUAGGAAGCUCUGGGCCAAACACACAAACACACACACACGUUUCCUCAAAUGGGGUUGCCGUGGUAACCGGGUGCAUCUUGGGGCGGGGGUAAUGAGUUUGUCCUCCGCGUUUGCCUGCCUUACUGACUCAAAGUAGAUCUCUCUCUUUCCCUCUCUCUCUCUCUCUCUCUCUCUCACUUUCUGUGUGUGUGAGAGAGAGAGAGAGAUUAUCCCCUGACCCUAUCAUUCACACUGUUCUCUGACAAUUUUGGAGACUUUGAGGCGGAGUGAUAAGGUAGAUAAGAGGUGGAGAGAUAGAUGAGGAAACACCAGGUGAGAGGAGGAGGAAGUGGAGGACAAAAUGAAAGUGAGGAGUGAUGGAUGGAGGAAGUGACAGUGUCGUGCUGUGAGGGUCAUUUUGUCCUAUCUGGCACAUGUUGGACGCUUGUUUAAGAUUGCUCACAUCACUGUGGAUGGAUUGGGAAUCUUGCCAAACAGGUGUGUGUCUGUGUGUGUGUCUGUGUGUGUUUGUUGGAUGCACUAUGCAGCGUAAUUAUACCAGAGAGGAAGCAAUUCCAGACAUAAUUGAAGUAAACUGCCCCUUUAUCGGGAUUAAUGUGGAGGACAGAGACAGAUGGAGGACAAAGACAGAGGAAUCAGGUUGUGUGACUUCACUCACAUUACAAAUAUACACAUAUCGGGUUUGCAAAGAGAGUGAAUGAAUUAUAAAGUAACUUAAAACAUUCCAGAAACUGGUUUUGUUGGUACUUUAACACCCCACAUUGUCAUGGGGUGAUAAAAAGAUGUAUUAACAGUUAUAUAAUUUAAAAUUACAAUGUAAUUUAGCAAGAACAACAAAAGCAAAGAUCUAGACAAGAAGAAACAGGAUCGGUAAGAGCCAUAAAGUGCUUCAGGUUCAUUUGGAUGCAUGUACUUCCAAGCAUUGUUAAUAGUUUGUUUGAUGAACAUCAACAAUGAGGCAACCAAUCAUCAAUGUAAGACUUAACAUAAUUAUCAUCAUAGGUUAAAGGGAUAUUCCGGCGUAAAAUUAAUUAAGGGUCAAACACGCUGUAACAACGAGUUAGACACCCCUUGAGAGAUGAAUGUUGCCGACCGCUUGCUUCGCUAGUUAGAACAACUUCAGUAACGACUGCAUGAUAGCAAAACACAGCAGUCUGAAGAGCCAUAAACAAACCUCAACCAAAACGCCACUCUAUAGCCACAAAUAAUGCUCAGAACAGCACCUAACUUCAUCAACAGAACAUAUAGGGUCCUAGCCACCAAACAUCUUUUUAGCUUUGCCUGAUUUCUUUCACAAAGAGACUAAACACAACUCACCUACUCUCUUCCAGCAGCCACCCCGCUGCGGGAUGUUGCAGCUCAAGGAAGAAAAUUUAUGACUAUUACUUUGUGGAAAUGCAAUCAGACUGAGAUGCUAGGGCAGAGGAACUACCGCGUCUGCAGUGCAAAAUAAUUAUUAUGGUGAUUAUUACUUUAAGGAAAUGAUAAAAAGAAAUGAUCAUAAAUGUUCUUCCUUGAGCUGCAUCACCCCGCUGCAGUCCGUAAUGGACUGGCCUGAGGUCUUGCUAUGAGCAAGCGGCUGCUGGAAGAGAGUAGGUGAGUUGUGUUUGGUCUCUUUGCUAAAGAAAUUAGGCAAAGUUAAAAACAUGUUUGGUGGCUAGUGCUGUGGCUGGGACCCUAUAUGUACUGAUGAAGUUAGGUGCUGUUCUGAGCAUUAUUUGUGGCUAUAGAGUGGCUUUUUGGUUUGAUUAUGGCUCCUCAGACCGCUGUGUAUUGCUAUCUUGCAGUCAUUACUAAAGUUGGUAAAAGUAGAGAAGCAAACAGUAAGGCAACACUCAUCUCUCGAGGGGGUGUCUUACUCGAUGUUAUGGUGGGUUUGACACUAAAUAAAUUUUACGCCGGAAUAUCCCUUUAAUUCUAGCAACGGUGGAGAAUAGUUUAGCUAAGUGCAGAGUGUCCUCUAAAGAGCUGGGUCUGUAGCUGUCAUUUCAAGGUAGCAAGGGACUCAGCAGUCUGAAUGAGUUGGGUAAUUCAUUCCACAUAAUAAAUUUAUCAAUGUCACCCCUGAGGAAGUUAAUAUCCAGGUUGGGGAACUCUAGGCCAACUCACAUGUGUCAACACACCCUCCAGUGUAAAGACAGUCUGCCCCAUUAAUCCAUGGGCCUCUUCACCACUCACUGUAGGUUCCUCCUGUACACUCAGCUGCUACUAGAUUCAAGAAAACAACAAACUAGAAUAAAACAACACCUUGUUUACAAAAGUGUGAUCUGCAGCUGUGAAAACUGUUUGUUGCUCUGCAGACUGUUGAUUGUCUCAGGCUGAUUGGCUCAGAGCUGCUCUUUCUCAUAAUUUCAAAUCCAAGACACACUCUUUGUACAAUUGAAACUGCUGAAAAAAAAGACUUUGGGAUUUACUGAUCCAGACAACAAAUCAGAGGGAUGCAAAAAACAAGAAAGGAAUUUGAGAACGAAAAAAGUUGUUGUUCUUACUGAUGCAGUAACCAAAGUACUAAUCAUCCUACUCCACAAUUCCAUCUACAAAACAGUGAAACACUUUACAAAGUGGAUUCAAAUCUUGUUUUCCAUUUCCCUCUUGAAAAUCCUCAUAAACUGCCGUCAAAUAUAUGUAUGUGUGUGUGUGUGUGUGUGUGUGUGUGUGUGUGUGUGUGUGUGUGUGUGUGUGUGUGUGGUGGCCAGCAGGUGCUCUGUAAUGUGAUAAUGAAGGGAGUGGACAAUGUCGUCACCUUCACUGCUGAGGAUUAAGGGAGCGAAUAACAACAACGUCCCUCUCUGUCAUUGUCUGUUGUUUGGUGACUUUUCAGGAUGAAAGCUGCCCAAGGACAUCAUUAACAUACUGAACUAUGGAAAUGAGUAACAUUUCUCUGCGGAUUAUGGUUCAGAGUGAAGUACAAGUCAUGUGGCUGGGUGAAAAAAAAUCAACAUCUUUGCCUCAAUAGUGUCCCAACAGUCUGUAAUGACCCGAUGUAACAAAACCGGUUACUGGAUGAUGUUUGGAGCUAACUGUAGAAGGAUGGCCAAACAAAACCAAAAGAUGGUCCUGGGAAGAUGACGAGCAAGAGUAGUUCGAGCUUUAACAGACAUGUUUUUAAUUAACCCAAGGGGACUGUACAUGUCAUGACAGCCGCUCUAACACAGUACCUACCAGUAAUUUAUGAGAGAGAUAACACGGGCCCUUUUCACAUUUGAAUUUAUGACAUUUUCAGGGAAAUUUUCUUGUCAUUAAACCCUUUAAUGAUCUGUACCUUGACUUUUACACAUGGGCAGGAGGAAAUUGAAUCUGCUCUCAUUUGCACCAUUUGUUUAGGGCAGCUGAGUCACACAUACAGGAGGAGGCAGAGUCUAAUAGUGACAAUUUCUUGAGUUAGGGUUAGGGUUAAGGGUUAGGGUUGGACAAACACACACAUCAGGCACUCUUGACAUUACAGACACAUGUGGGAGGGUCAGCAAUGUCAACAGCGAGGGUUAAGGUUAGGGGUUGGGGUUUGGGGUUAGGGUUAGGGAUUGGGGGCAGGGUUUGUGGUUAGGGUUAGGGGUUAAGGUUGGGGGUUAGGGUUAGACAAACACACACAUUAGGCACUCUUGGCUUUACAGACACAUGUGGGAGGGUCAGCAAUGUCAACAGCGAGGGUUAGUGUUAGUCUAGGGGGCUAGGGUUUGUGGUUAGGGUUAGGGGUUAGGGUUUGGGGUUAAGGUUAGGGUUGGGUGUUUGGGUCAGGGUUAGACAAACACACACACAUCAUGCACUCUUGACUUUACAGACCAUCCCACAUGUUUCUGUACAGACACAUGUGGGAGGGUCAGCAAUGUCAACAGCACAGCUUUAGUGGGUAACCCUUUCUACUCUAGAUAAGUUAGACCUCACAUAUAAAACAUGUAUGGAUCCUUUAGGUGCGCUGAUUGCGAAUCUGUGCGCUCGAAUCUGCACAUAGCUUUUUUUCUUGAUCUGGUGCCUGGAGGGCUCUGUAAACAGGCAAGGAUGUAAACAAAGUAGCCAAUUUCCACACAGAUAAACCAGUCGUCUCUUACAGCUCCACUCUUCAAACAAGAGCCACCUGCUCUGUUACGUCACAGUGUUGAGGAAUCAAUAUUUUGAUAAUCAUUGAAAACAUACUCAUAAAUCAACAUCUUUAACCUUCGCUGAAGCUUAAAUCUGAUCAUUUUUAAAUAAUAUUCCUAAAUGUGUUACAUACUGAUUUUUUUGUUUGCAUGUUUCUGUUGCCUUUUCUGAGCAUAACAGAUCACAAUAUGAAUUAAAAUAUUGAGUUCUGAUAAUAUUUAUGUGUAUUCUCCACUUACACAAACUCUACUAAUGGUUGUUGUUAGUAGCGACGCACAAAUUU
Xyrichtys novacula (pearly razorfish) is the source of this 62093-nucleotide messenger RNA. Lineage: Eukaryota; Metazoa; Chordata; Actinopteri; Labriformes; Labridae. The record is from the annotation of a GenBank genome assembly.